GAUGAGGGAAGUCUCCUUCCAGGAAACAAGCGGGCGACGGGCGACGAUGCCCAGCCGCCUCUCUCUGGGGACUAUUAUUUUGUCUUUUUGCCUCAGCGUGUGUGAGAAAAAGAGCGCCCUGAGGGCGAGGGAGGUUUGGCCUCAGGCCCUUGAUUGACAGGCAGCUCCGAAGCGAGCCCGGGAGGGAGGGAGGGUGGGCCGGAGAAGGAACUGACUGCGAGAGUUAAGAAAGUCCUGCCCAGCUGUUUGCGAACUUUUUAAGAUUUCCUGUUUCCUCUGCAAGGCAGGGCUGAAGCGGGGAAGGCGGGCGGGCGGGGGUGAGUCACACACGCCCUCCUCCGAGCAAGCAGCCGAGAGCCGCGGCUGCUGCGGCUGCUGCUGCCUCUGCCGGGGCCUCGCUCGCUCCCUCGCUCGCUCGCCCGCUUUCCGCCUCGAGGGACCCGCCUUCGCCUCCGGAGGAGCCCCUCGCCUCGCCCCGCGCGCCCCUCGCCGCGCCCGCCGAGCCUGCGCCGCCGAGCAGCCGAGCGCCCCGAGGGAGCUUGACAAUGAGCGGGGCGCCCAAGCACGUUUUGCUGUGGACUCUCUUGCACUGCGCGGCUUGCCCGCUGGCUCGGGGUACAGGUAAGCCUCGCCUUUGCUUCGCUGCCUGCUCUCUGGUCUUCCGACGCUGCCCCGCCAAGAUCUAGCUUGUGAACAAGGCACCAGAAGCCUUUUAUUAUUAUUAUUAUUAUUAUUAUUAUUAUUAUUAUUAUUAUUAUUAUUAAAUGGCCAGGUUCAUAGCACCACAGAAUUGCAAAGAAGGAGCACCACAGAAUUGCAAAGGGACACGGGUGGCACUGUGGGUUAAACCACUGAGUCUUGGGCUUGCCGAUCAGAUGGUCGGCGGUUUGAAUCCCCGCAACGGGAUGAGCUCCCCUUACUCGGUCCCUGCUCCUGCCAACCCAGCAGUUCGAAAGCACGCCGGUGCAAGUAGAUAAAUAGGUACUGCUCCGGCAGGAAGGUAAAUGGCGUUUCCGUGCGCUGCUCUGGUUCGCCAGAAGAGGCUUAGUCAUGCUGGCCACAUGUACGCCGGCUCCCUCGGCCAGUAAAGCGAGAUGAGCGCCGCAACCCCAGAGUCGUCCGUGACUGGACCUAAUGGUCAGGGGUCCCUUUACCUUUGCUACAGAAUUCCAAAGGUUUUCCCCAGGGUCAUCUAGUCCAACCCCCAGCAAUGCAGGAAUCUUUCCCUCGAACCCACGACCCUGAGGUUGAGAGUCUCAUGUUCUACCGACUGAGCUAUGUUGUGUUUCUGGGUUGGGGGUCUUGAUCUCCCUCCCAAAAAAAGUUAAAACUUUUGGAAUGGUUUUUCUUCUUUCCUCUUGAAAAGAGUGUUGUUUUGGAGGAAAGCAUGCUCCCCCCCCCCAACUUCUGUUCUUGCUUGAGGUGUGGUGCAGAAGUUUUCAUCCUGAUAUCUGGAUAUCUGGCAGGGAACAGCUGCCUUGUGUCUUGCAGAUACAGCCGUAGCCGCCACACCUGGCCUAGGAUGAGCUGCUUGCAGCUGUGAAAUUGGUGGGUUGUUUGCUCCUGGCAUGAUGGCAGGGCUUUUGGCAAUGCACACGAGGGUUUGGGGUACAAAUCCCUAGAAAUAGGGGAAGUGAGUCAUGCGCUGGUGUUUUCUGAGUCACAAUUCCCCAGAAAGUAAAGGAUCCGAAUUCCAGAACGCCAGUUCCCUUAAUUUUGCAACUAUAACCCCAGUGCGCCAAGAGACAUAAGAACUCCCUCGUUACAAACUUAAGGGUAAAGCGGCCGUGUGGCCUGUCACUAGCAUGCUUUUAAAAAAUCCUGCACCUUCGUUUCUUCCUUCAGCUGUUCGGAGUGUAAGCAUGUGGUCGUACACAGUUUGCAGUAGUAUGGUGGCAACUUCAUUUUAAAAACCGCUACGCUAAGCAUCUGUAGAGGGAAGCAGUGUCUUUCCAAGUCACUUGAUCAGUGUUUUGUGUCCAGGUUUUAAGUUGUCUCAUGACUCCUUGUGUUCUUCAUUUUGCUUUCUGCCUUGUUCAAGUGUGGAGCCCUUCAGUCAUUUAACACGCUUCAGUGCAGACUGUUAAACAGCAACAGCAACAACCACACAGAGGACUGAUGUGCAAAGUUCUCUUACUGCAAAAUCCUUUUCACUGGUUAUUAUGGGUACCAGUGCUGUCAACUGACGAUAUAAUCAGAGUAGCUAAGCUUCUCGAAAGUUAAUACACAGCUUAACUUCUCUCAUCACAUUGCUGAUGGGGCACAGCACACCUUUUUUUUUUUACUCGUCCUGGAUGUUUUAUUUUUACAUAGUCUGUUUAGUAGGUAGAAACAAGGUUGUACUCAACGCUUUAGGCACAUAUUUUGGCCCUCAAUUCCCAUCAGCCUGAGCCAGCGCAGCCAGUGGUUAGGAAUGAUGGGAGUUGUAGUGCGGCAACAUCUGGAGGGCCAAAUGUUCCCCAGCUGUGAUCUGUAAUUUUUGCCAAGAGCAGCUGCCCAGAAAUCUCAUGCUCCUUUAAAAUGUACUGCCACUUCUCUCUCGCUUUUGGUCUCUUAUUCCCGGAACUACCUCUAUCCUUACGGAUCCUUCCUCAAAACCCACUUGAAGCCUAAGGAUACAUAACUAUAUUUGAGCAUAUUCAUUCCCACUUGCCUUGCACUUGCCUUGCACUUGUUCUCCUCUAGAAUGUAAAGCUCUGUGGGAUGGGGACUUGCCAUUUUCACUUAUUGUUAAUGAUGGAAAGUGACAUGAACAUUGUUGGUACCGUACGAAGUACAGUGGUACCUCAGGUUAAGUACUUAAUUCAUUCCGGAGGUCUGUUCUUAACCUGAAACUGUUCUUAACCUGAAGCACCACUUUAGCUAAUGGGGCCUCCUGCUGCUGUUGUGCCGCCGGAGCCCGAUUUCUGUUCUUAUCCUGAAGCAAAGUUCUUAACCUGAAGCACUAUUUCUGGGUUAGCGGAGUAUGUAACCUGAAGCCUAUGUAACCUGAAGCGUAUUUAACCCGAGGUACCACUGUAUAAUGUCCACUGGCAGAUUUACUAGGGACUACUUCCCUGUAUACUUUCUUUCUUUCUUUUUUUUAAAAAGCCAUCCCAUAGUAACAUAACAAACAGGGUGAUGCUUUUGUAUUGUUUGCAAAAUGAUGGUUAGUGGGGGGAAAGGAGAGGUAAAAAUACAGUGCUGGAAAGGAAACCUGUAUAUUAAGGUUAGCAUCUUACCAUUCAAAUAGCUACCUAUAGUGAUAUUAAGCAUAAAUAUGCAGUAUGCUUUUAAAAACAAACAAACUGUUGAUUUAAAAUGUUUUACUUACUUAGCAUGCGUAAAAUCAGUUAUGUCACAGUACAGCAUUUGUAGCGUUUUAUGUAAAGAUCCUGCAAACACUUGCAUAGCUGAGUACCGUGCAGAGUGUUAGCAAUAUCUGUGCAUUUGCUGAAAGGUUAGGUCCAGUUGCAGAUUAUGAUAAUAAUGGAAUGUUCCUGUACCGUAAUAUAAAACUUGUACGAUAGAGAAGAACGUACGCUUGGAAUAAGUACUCACGUUAGAAAUUCUCCUUGUCUCCUUUCUAAUGCAAGUCUUUGCAUCUCUUGAAAGAAUAGUGGUACCUCGGCUUAUGAACUUAAUCAGUUCCGGAAGUCCAUUCCUAAACUGAAACUGUUCUUAAACUGAGGUGCACUUUCCCUAAUGAGGCCUCCUGCUGCCGGUGCCCUUCCACCAUUCAGCUUCUGUUCGUAGACUGAGGUAAAGUUUGCUAACCAGAACACUACUUCCGGUUUUGCGGAGUUCGUAUACCAAAUAGUUUGUAAACAGGGCUGUUCUUAAACCGAGGCACCACUGUAAGGGGAUCUUCUAGGGCAGGCACCCCCAAACUCAGCCCUCCAGCUGUUUUGGAACUACAACUCCCAUCAUCCCUAGCUAACAGGACCGGUGGUCAGGGUUGAUGGGAACUGUAGUCCCAAAACAUCUGGAGGGCUGAGUUUGGGGAUGCCUGCUCUAGAACAGCUUUCCUCCAACCUAAUGCACUUGCUGGGUAGGGUUGAUGGGAACAGUAAUCCAAAACAUCUGGAGAGUACCAGCCUGGGGAGGCUGCUGUAGAGCAGGAGCCGAGACAGCAGUAGCACUUUCUGCCUUUAUACACGGCUGUUUGGGUCGUGACCAGUGUUAUCUGAGAGCUAGCACAAUCAUUAAGAGUGGUGACCUUGUAUAACAACUUGGCUUUAUCUCUGGGUUUUACUUCUGCUGUGUUAUAUCUUAGGCUGAAAUAGGAUAAAAGUUUUUGUCCAAGACAUCCAAGCCCUGUAAGCAGGAUCCGUUGCCAUGUUCACAGUCCCAAAGGGACUCUUGGCCAAAUAUGCAUACUUUCCUUGUGAUUUCUUCCUUUCACAAUUAAAUGGCAUUGCCUUUAUCAUUAUAGCUAUGUUCACAUGUCCCAGUAAACGACACUGUCAUUUCGUCUGGACUGUCAAACUUUGUGGUUCAUGUUAAUUUAUGACGAGUUUCAAACAGGCCAGCGCCUAACCAUGGUUUCUGAAGCUGUGUCCCUUAAACAAACCGUAGCUCCAUGUCAGCCACAGUUCCUGGUUUUGGAGGGUAUGGGAAGCUGUGAUUGGCUAAAAGGAGAUGCAAAAGCUCCAAAACUCCCCUUGAACACAGGGCAGGAGGGGAGAUAGAGCGUGCAAGCCCAAGGCUUCUUCCUGCUCAAAUCUGUGUGCUGCUAAUGAUCCCUCUUCAUACUACCGUGAAUAGUUUGAUUACCUUGGUGUAUUCGGAAUGACAAUGCUUUUAUUUUUAUUACUUAAUCUCUAAUGGGCAUUCUCAGGUAUAAGACCACUGACCUAAUUACUCAAAGCCAAUUAUUUCUUUUUUGAAAAGCACAUUUUCCUGUACACACAUAGUACAUACAACACAAGGGAUAUCUGCCAAGUUUAUCUCUUUAUCAGUCAGUAUGAUAAAGACAUGCAGCUGUGGAAAACACAGCUUUUUGCACGUGAAGGAAGUUCUCUGACAAGGACGCAGUUUACCAAAUAUAACUUGCAUGAUAUAGUACUAACAUCACAAAAAAUAAAUAAAUAAAUGGGGGAAACCGGACAUUGAUAUUGCUCCCUUCUGAAUAUAUAUCCUGCUUUUUAAAUUUUGUUUUGUACUGUUGAAUUAUGCCUGCUUUCAGUAACAUACCCUCUGUCUCCCAGAUUGCAUUGCGGAGUAGUAUGCCCUCCCUGAACCUACUUACUUCUGAGUAGCAUGCAUAGGAUUGCAUUUUGCUUUGGCUGACUUGGAGUGAGUGAGUGAAAAGGGAUUCAUUCUUGGGCAGGAGACUUGGCAGCGCUAGCUUUUUCCUGGCUUGUAUCCCUGGGUAACCUCCGUUGAAGUAGAUAAAAACAAACCACUCCCUGUUAGCGGAAGACUACUGGCAAAAAUCUUAGUAACAUGAAAUACCCAAAGUACAUCACUUUCUGUACAUGUACACCAAAUGCAUAUUUGGUGGUGGUGGAGGAAUGGAUGCUUGUUGGUGUGCAGAACAGAAGGUUCAGUCCUUAAGGAAAACACUCCAUGUGUAGUUGGAAGGGGCAGAGAAAGACAGAGACUGCUGGCUUAGUGCCUCUAGUUAAAAGUUUGCUGAAACUUGGGGUGGGAGCACUUUUUUUUGAGGGGGGAGGUUAGUUCUAUCUUUGGGGGUUAGAACAUAGAGAGCUGCCUUAUACGAAGUCAGAACAAUUGUCUAUCUAGCCUAGUACUGUCUACACUGAUUGGCAACGGCUCCCCAGAAUUUCAGACAGGAUAUUUCUGGCUCUCCCUGGACAUGUCAGGAAUCAAACCUGAUUCCUGUUCUGCCACUGAACUACGGCCCUUCUCCGGGGAUCUACCUGUAGCAGCUCUUUGGCUAUGCUUCGUUCUCUGCUUGUAUGUCUGUAAAUAUACAAAUCUUUCAGAGAUAACAUAACAUGCUGCCACACAAAGGAAACUCGGUUCCAUAGUUCUGUACCUACCAAGCCUGAUGGGGUUGCCAGAAUGUUACCUUGGGCUAUAUCAUCAUCAUCAUCAUCAUCAUCAAACCUUUUAUUGGCAUCACAUCCAAACAUCCAAAACAAAUCAAUAAAGAAUUACCACUUCCCCAAUAGCACAAAACAUUUGCUAAAAGAAUGGCAGAGCAGUCUAUCAUCACAUCUCUAGGUCUCCUGGGAGAUCAGACGUCUGCAGUGUAUUUCGACGACAAAAAACCGAGUAGAGAUAUUUACCCACUAACUUGGUGAGCUCCUGAUCAUUCCCCAGUAAUAGAAAAUGUAUGACCUCCAACUCUGGUUUCCAUUUGGGGAUACAGAAUUGAUCUAGAAAUUGCUGACUGAGAUCAGCAUAUAGUUUACAAUUAAGAACCAUAUGUAUAAGGGUUUCCACCAGGUGGUCUUCACAUGGGCAAGUUCUUUCUCUUUCCACCCUGCCUGAGAACCUUCCCCAAAGGAGGUUUGAUGGAUUUGAAUUAAAGCUGGCCAGCGAAAAUGCCCUUCUUUCUUGAGGGUUAAGCAGAAAUUCAAGGUAGUUGUGGUUAGUUUCAUGUGACCUUGGGCUGUAGAGUUCCCUUCCCACCUUAAUAAGGAAGACUCGGAACCAAACUACACAUUACAUUAAUGCACAGCUGCAUGAACCUUUAAAUUUUUCACUGAAUGUGGUUGCUUCUGGGCUCCCAACAGGCGUGUCAACUCUAGGGGGGGAAAUGACCUCUCAAGGACCGCCUCCUGACUAUGCGCCUCCUCCUGAUGAUGCAUGUGUGACAUCACAGGUGUGCGACAAGUGUCACGUGGACGGCGGGUUGCUGGCCACACCAUCUUCGGCCCAAGGUGGCCUCUGGCUCCCAGUGAAUAUCAGCACUGUGGUGGGAGGGAUAGUUCAGCCUUCCUACCCACCAUGGUCUCAGUGAAAAACCCUGUCCACUCUGCUGUGUUUGGACUCAAGGAAUAGCCAGUGGAGAACUUUCUCUUGCAGGGGCAGUUUUAAUUAGGACAAUGGCAUGAUAAGAAAAGAUUAACUCCCACUGCCCCAUCCUUCAGUGCAUGAUCCCGAUUCUUACUUGACUCCAAGCGGCUGUUAUUUACAGUGUUUUUUAAAAAGUGACUAUGCAUCUGUGAAUUUAAGUAUUUAAUGUCUAUUGUAGCUUGGCCUUCAGGAAGCGUGCUGAAGGCCUGCUCUGCUUAGUGCCGUGAUCACAUCUUGAAACUGUGCAGCAGUUGUUAAGAGUUCUGCUAUGACUAGUUGGUAAAAGAUGAAGGAACCUGAUAGAUUCUCCCUCCUCUGAAGGCUUAUGGCAGACAGCAUUUUACAAAUAAAUGAAACCUCUAAAUUUGAAGAAAGAAAAUAAAAAGGUGGGUGGGUGGGAAACAGGCAUUAGACGUUUCUGUAGACUUUAGUAUCUCUAUUCCUGCUGUUUUUUCUUUAUUUUUCAGGGGAAAGUUCUGCCUCUCAUUUAGAAAGGGGAUGUCCAAAAAAAGACAUGUUGUCACUUUCUGAAAAUCAGAUGUCUGUGCCUCAAAUUGCUGUAAUUGUAAACUGAAACAGCUGAACAUUUGGGGAAAUCUUAGAAGAACAAAAAAAUAACAAUCUUCAGUUCCUCAAAUUGUCUAGUCAUGAAAAUAUGUGUUAGGUGGACAGAAUAGCCAGAGCUUUCUGUUUUUUGGGUUGCUCUUUUAGUUGCAACUCUAGCGAUUUCUUACCUUUUCACAUGAUGCAGCUCCUAAUUAGCAUGAGGUAGCUAAUUAAACAGGGCUGGAGAUGGAAUCUUCUCGUUAUAGUAUUGCACAAGCCAGUGAAAUAGUUCAGCUCUGAUUACAGCCUCCGAGCUACUUGUGAGUGGAAUUGUUACCAGAAGAAGCACAUGUCUGUACUUUUAAAUUAUCAACAAAUUGUAAUUGGCAGGCAGAAUGAUCUGAAGGCAUGUAUUUACAACUAGGAUUCCAAAUAUAGCACCUGUGUGCACCAAGAUACCCUAAGAAACCCCCCUCCCUUGGCUAAGACCCUCUACCAGCUUUUAAAUUUUAAUUUUUAAAAUGGAUAUUUUAUUUGUGUCAUCCCCCACCACUUUGGCUGGCAAGUUUGCAUUUUUUAUAGGGGGAGAAUAGUUGGCAUUUUUGUCUGUGUUUUAUUUUGUGUGUAGGUAUUUCACCUGUUUUGUUGAAUUCUGAGCACCAUCAAUAUUCCACCCCACCCCCCGUGAAAUGGGUACUUUGUGUUGCCCACAACAGUUUCUUGUGACCCUUUUUUUUUUGCAGCAUAUGGUUUAGACAGACACUCGCCAUUCUGUUUGUUGUGGUUCAGCAGGUAUUCCAUAAGCCAACAAACCUGUUAGUGUAAAGGGUUACAUGAGGAAGAGGUUUUUUUUUCAAAGAGAAAGAGUGUGCACACAAAGUCUUCAGAAGGCAAGAUUGCAUAUGUGAACUAAUUAAGGCAAUAUGUGACACACACAAAAAAUGCCAGCUGUUAACUCCCCAACUAUUACAUUUUAUUCUCAAGAUUAUAUUAGUUUGUUGAACAUGUAUUAAAUAUGCAUUAAAGCGCAUAUCAAGAUGAAGUUCUGUGCAUUUUAUUAUUGCUGCACUUACAAUAGUUUUAAUAUUUUGUGUGGUUUUUUUUUAUAAAAAAACCCUUCUUAUGAAUUUGUAAGGCUGUUUUAUCUAUUCCUGUUAGCCACCCUAGGUUCCAUGUUGUAGCCAGUGAGUGGGAAAUGAAUGUUUUGUAUAGAUAAAUAAAAUAAACGUGCUACAUAUAUGAAUUGCUAAUAUUUACCUGACUACAUUUAAUGAGCUACCUAGUGAGCUAUGUAUCAAGUCUAUACCAAUAAAUACCAGCCAGGCCUAUUAAUCCAUAGCAGCCAUUUCUACUUCUAAUGAUAGAGAGAAGUGUGACAAUUUUGGGGCGUCUUUGGUAGCCAGCCAAAUAUUGGAUGGGCAAGAUCCUGCAUAAUCCUGACCUCAUGUUGCACCUCUAGAACUUGGUGAAUUCCUUGCUCCUGUUCUGGUUCUAGGCCUUCCCAGAUUUUCCCUCAACCCUGGAGUAGAGGACGGGAACAGGGGAUUAUUCCCGUAGUCUUGCUGUUUUUUCCAGGAUACUUUGGAGCAAGUUGGCAAUCCAAUAACUUUGGAGUGUGAAAAUAGCAAGCCUUAGCCCUUCGCUUGAGCUUUGAGCUGAAAAGGGGAUCACUCCUAGAAUCAUAGAGUUGCAAAUCACUGAGAACCAUCUAGAAACUAACAUGCAGCUGGGUUCAAACCCACAACCUUGGCGUUAUCAGCACCACACUCUGAGUUAUCAAGUUGCUAUCCCUGUGGUUUUGAACAUAAGAAUAGCCUGCUGAAUCAGGCCAAUGGAACAUCUACUCCAGCAUCCUGUUUUCACAGUAGCCAACCAGAUGCCUGUGGGAAGCUAGGGAGCAGAACAUGAGCAUAUUCCCCUCCGGUAGUUUCCAGCAUCUGGUAUUUCAAAGCAUUACUACCUCCAUCUGUGGAAGUAAAGCCUAGCCGUCAUGGCUAGUAGCCAUUGAUAGACCCCUCCUCCAUGAUUUUGUCUAAUCCUUUUUUAAAGCCAUCCAAGUUGGCGGUCAUUGCCCCCUCUUGAGGAGGCAAGUUCCGUAGUUUUGACUAUGCAAUGCAUGAAGAGGUAUUUUAUUUUAUCUGUCCUGGAUCUUUCAACGUUCAGCUUCAUUGCUGUGCUUCUAAAGUCCUCCUGUGACCACCUCAGGACUAGCGCUGCUCCUGAGAGACGACCCAUCCACUUUUUACAGCUCCAAGUUCAGGAGGGCAGCUGUGGCUUGUGCUGCCCAUCUUCUACUUUUGAGAUACAGUACCUCAAAAUCACCUUGCCAACAAAGGUCCGUAUAGUUAAAGCUGUGGUUUUCCCAGUAGUGAUGUAUGGAAGUGAGAGCUGGACCAUAAAGAAGGCUGAUCGCCGAAGAAUUGAUGCUUUUGAAUUAUGGUACUGAAGGAGACUCUUGAGAGUCCCAUGAACUGCAAGAAGAUCAAACCGAUCCUUUCUGAAGGAAAUCAGCCCUGAGUGCUCACUGGAAGGACAGAUCCUGAAGCUGAGGCUUCAAUACUUUGGCCACCUCAUGAGAAGAGAAGACUUCCUGGGAAAGACCCUGAUGUUGGGAAAGAUGGAGGGCGCAAGGAGAAGGGGACAACAGAGGACGAGAUGGUUGGACAGUGUUCUUGAAGCUACCAGCAUGAGUUUGACCAAACUGCGGGAGGCAGUGGAAGACAGGAGUGUCUGGCGUGCUCUGGUCCAUGGGGUCACGAAGAGUCGGACACUACUAAACAACAACAACAACACCUCAAAAUGCAUCUUACAUGCUUUUAACCUGUGCAGUUUCUGCCAUGCACAGGUGAAGGCCAGCCAGUUGAAAUUCUGUAAAUUAAGUGCGCCCAUUUCUGGCAUGGAAAGAGCUAUUAAGCUCCCUGUCUUGUUACCAGGCAAGGGCAGAUCAGUGUGCCUGCUCUGCAAGGAAAGGAUGUUCACACGGGGGUAUGUGGGGUGUGAGUCAGUGUUCGAUAUUGGCCCGGUCCCAGGCACAUUUUGUGACUGUUGCGGGCCCAAUUGCAACCACAUGGAGAUCUCUGAAUGCCAGGUUGGCAACUGGGGAAAGCAAAAUGUCCCUUAGUGAAGGAUCCGAAAUAUUUUCCUUGAAGCUUUAAUUAGUUUUAUUCUGGAUUGUUUUAUUUGGUGUUUUAAUGUGUUGCAAACUGCUUUGAGAUUUGUUCUUUAAAAUUUAAAGUUGUAUAAAAAUAAUAAUAAUAAUUAAUAUCAUCCCAUGGGAUGGGGAAAACAGUGCCUAGACAUUGCAUUGCGGCGACCAUAGCCCAGGUUUAAGGUGCCAUUUGGUGAUUAGAUAAUACAGUGGUACCUUGGUUCUCAAACGCCUUGGUACUCAAACAACUUGGAACCCAAACACUGCAAACCCGGCAGUAAGUAUUCCGGUUUGCAAACUUUUUUCGGAAGCUGAACGUGCUCCGUUUUGAGUGUCACGCUUCUGUUUUGAGUGUUAUGCUGAGGUCUGUCAGUUUUUGCGGCUUUUGUGUUUUGUUUUUGCAGCUGUGUGGAACCCAGUUCAGCUACUGAUUGAUUGAUUGUGUGACUGCAGUACAUUGUUUAUUGCUUUCAUUUUAUGGAUCAAUGGUCUCUUUAGAUAGUAAAAUUCAUGUCCAAUUUCUGUUUUGGGUGUGGAAUAGAUUAAUCCAUUUUGCAUUACUUUCUAUGGGAAAGUGCGCUUUGGUUUUGGAACAGCCUUCCGGAACGGAUUAAGUUUGAGAACCAAGGUACCACUGUAUAUCUGAGUUUCUGACACUGGUUUGAGUAUACGCAGCUUGUGUAUCAGUGCCAUCCCCAGAUCAUAACCCCCACAUAAGAUGUGAAUGUACUGUACUUGGAGCAUAGCAUGACUGUAGAGAUGAGAUCCUGUUCCCUCCAACUGCUCUAGUGUUGAAGGAAAGGAUGGGGCUCAUCCUGCUCAUCCCAGAAAGUCAUGCAACACUUCCUUUAGGGCAUGUGGAGAGUGGAAUUACGGGUCCCGUUAUGCAAACAUUGGGAAUUAAUCCAAUUCCUUCUCAGUGUCCCUUGCAAACUCUCUUGGAUUUCUUUGGUCACCCUUGGAGAAAAAUCAGCAGUUCUCUUUCCUAGUGAGAAUCUGGAGCUUUCCACCUUGAAACUUCCCCCCAACACUUCGUUUAAUUAAAUUUAAAAUAGAAACAGAAAGGACUUGCAAAAUUUAAGGAGAAAAGCUGAGCUUCCUGCAUUCAGUAAUGCCUUGGUUUAUGCCAAAAGCAGGCAUUCCACAGGAAGGCGGACAUUUUUGAAAUUUCUCAGAUGCAAAACUUUAUAGCCCACAAACAUCUGAAAUAUCCGUUCAGAGGGCUUGUUAGCAGCCGAGCUUAACUGUUUGUUAUUCUACUGAGCAGAGUUUAAAAUCCGAGCUGCAAUUUCAACUGAGGCUCGUUUGUAAAAGUUGGCACUGUGUGCAUAGCCAUUUUAGAGUUGUAUUAGGACUUUUCUAUUUAACUCCAGACUCCAGUGUAGGAACAUAAGAAGAGUGUGCUGGAUCAGGCCAGUGGCUCACCUAGGCCAGCAUCCCAUUUUUGCUGGACCAGAGCACAAGGGCGCACUCCCCUUCUGUGGUUUGUGAUAUGCAGAAACAGAAUGUCUCUGAUGGGGAAGGAGUUUGGUAUAGAAUAGUCAUAUGAGGCCUCAGGUUCUUGGGCACAGAAGCAGUGUUUGAAAUUAGCCAGGCGCCAGGAGCAUUUUGCACCUGGCUUUUGACCACUUGCGACCAAGUGAAGAUGUUGGGUGCCAGGAUAUUGUUUGUCAUAACCAUCUGGGGUCAUUGGAUCUGGGCUGUUUCCACACACCAGUACCCCAUCCUGUAGAAUUCUAUCAGUUAUAUUUUAUCUGCACAAUCAGAAUGAAUUUUGGGAAUCAAAUUGCAUUUUUUUCUGUGCAGCCUGAGCAGGAGAAGUCACCAUUAAGAAAAAGAGAUCAGAAUAGGCCAAUAUGCAUGUGGACUGUCCCUGACUGGAUCAAGUGACUUUGCUUCUUUAAGUUCUCAAAGCUCUUAACCUAGCUCAAGGUUGUCAUCUGAACUAGCCAGGUGUUUAACUGAGAAUCAAUCACAGUCAAGUCCUCCAUUUGAAAAAUAGGACUUUAGAGCCAUCUUACCCCCAAAUGUCAACUAGGCGUUCCAUUUUGGCGACUGUAGCCUUGGUUUAAGGAGCCAUUUGCCAGCUAGGUUAUAUAUCUGAGUUUCUAACACUGCACAGAAGUGCAUGGGUUUAAGGUGUGUGUAUGUGUGCGGGUGGCGCUGUGGGUUAAACCACAGAGCAUAAGACUUGCUGAUCAGAAGGUCGGUAGUUCGAAUCCCCCCGACAGGGUGAGCUCCCGUUGCUUGGUCCCAGCUCCUGCCAACCUAGCAGUUUGAAAGCACGUCAAAGUGCAAGUAGAUAAAUAGGUACCACUCCUGCGGGAAGGUAAACAACGUUUCCGUGUGCUGCUCUGGUUUGCCAGAAGCGGCUUAGUCAUGCUGGUCACAUGACCCGGAAGCUGUACGCCGGCUCCCUUGGCCAAUAAAGCGAGAUGAGCGCCGCAACCCCAGAGUCGGCCAUGACUGGACCUAAUGGUCAGGGGUCCCUUUACCUUUACCUUAUGUGCGCACCCACAAACACAUUCAUAUAGGGAAGGUGUGUGGUCUAGUUGCAAGGAACUUUACAGUGACUGUAAAUUGAUCAAUACGAUCCGCGCCAGGUUCCAGUCUAGACCAGCCUUUGCCAACCCGGUGCACCCCAGAUGUGCUGGACUACAACUCCCAACAGCCCCAGUCAGCAUGACUGCUGGCUGGCGCUGAUGGGAGUUGUAGUCCAAAACAUCUGGUGGGCAAAGACUGGUCCACAGAAUUCUGUUGUUCCAGUUCAACCCUCUCCUUCUAAUACCUUUACCUUACAGCUGUAGUUAUUGAUAUCGGCUUCCAGGAAGCGUUACCUGUUCUCUCCCUGGAGCACUCGCCUGCUAUGCUGACACCAGCCAGGAGACAGACAUCUGUGGUGUUCCAGUUUUAUGCUACUGACAGAUGCAUGUCUGAUAAAGCAAAACUGUUGCUCAACAAGCCACAUUAAAAACGAAAUAAAACUCACCCAUGCAGCCCUAUAAAGCAUGGGGAUUAUAUUGGUGAGAGCUGCAGGAGACAACUGCAUUUCUUCUUAACAUGUGGAAGGAAUGAGAGGAAGAUGGCAUUAGCCCUAUUGUGCUUUUAAUUUAACUUGAAAGGCUUGGGGGAAGCUGACAGCGCUUUCUGAAAGUCCAGAAUGUCUUCACUUAAAAAAAAUAACUCUACAGAUGAGCAAUAGCUUUCUUAGGCUCAACCAGAAUGCCAUGAAAGUUUAUCAGGCUUUCAGGUUCUCCAGAACGGCUCAUUAGUCAAGAUGCGGGGAAACUAGAGAUGCUACUUUUAUUUGUAAUGCAGUAAAAUAACUACUGCUUUAGUUACUGAACCAAAAUGUGGCUUUGUGUUUCAAAUUGAAUUGAAGAAAUGCCCACAUUAUGUGGUGGUUAUAAAAUUAUUCAGAGAAUUCUUUUGGGGGGGAAAGUCCAUCCACAGCAGCCUACACCUCAUAAGCAAACAGCAGAAUUUUAAAAGAAAAACACGACAAUUUAAAUAGCACUGUUUUGUUUUAUUAUUGUUUAAUAGAUGUUCAUCCUCUUUUAAGGAUCUUAGUUCAUAAGGAAUCCCUUUGUGGUGCCAGGGGUGGGGAAAUGGAAGCAAAAUACAUUUAAUAGCACAAAUAACAUUGACUUGCUGGGUUUUCACAGGCAGUAGGUAGGAGAGACGUCUAAAACCAGGGACAGAAAUGUAACUCAGAACUUCUGGAGCAAAUGAAAAUUCUGCAUUCUAGACUGGAGGACUGCAGCUAAUAAAUGCCUCUUAAUUGUAUAUCCUAAUAAUCUCCCCCUCCCAAGGCCAGGCUAGAUUUGGAAGAGCAUGGGGGAUGCAGUUCUUCUGCAAUGGAUGAAUGUUGUCGUUUAGUCGUUUAGUCAUGUCCGACUCUUCGUGACCCCAUGGACCAGAGCAUGCCAGGCACUCCUGUCUUCCACAGCCUCCUGCAGUUUGGUCAAACUCAUGCUGGUAGCUUCAAGAACACAGUCCAACCAACUCGUCCUCUGUCGUCCCCUUCUCCUUGUGCCCUCCAUCUUUCCCAGCAUCACGGUCUUUUCCAGGGAGUCUUCUCUUCUCAUGAGGUGGCCGAAGUAUUGGAGCCUCAGCUUCACGAUCUGUCCUUCCAGUGAGCACUCAGGGCUGAUUUCCUUAAGAAUGGAGAGGUUUGAUCUUUCAGUCCAUGGGACUCUCAAGAGUCUCCUCCAGCACCAUAAUUCAAAAGCAUCAAUUCUUCGGCGACCAGCCUUCUUUAUGGUCCAGCUCUCACUUCCAUACAUCACUACUGGGAAGACCAUAGCUUUAACUAUACGGUUCUUUGUUGGCAAGGUGACGUCUCUGCUUUUUUUUUGCUUUUUUAAGAUGCUGUCUAGGUUUGUCAAUGGAUGAAUAGUUGGCAGUAAUAUUUCAAAGUACAGUGGUACCUCGGGUUAAGUACUUAAUUCGUUCUGGAGGUCCGUUCUUAACCUGAAACUGUUCUUAACCUGAAGCACCACUUUAGCUAAUGGGGCCUCCUGCUGCUGUCGCGCCGCAGGAGCACGAUUUCUGUUCUCAUCCUGAAGCAAAGUUCUUAACCUGAAGCACUAUUUUUGGGUUAGCGGAGUCUGUAAACCUGAAGCGUAUGUAACCCGUGGUACCACUGUAUAUUAUGAGUGUGCACAAUGCUUUGUGUGGAAGUAGCCUAGAUUUAAUUACCAGCACUGGAAACAUCUGCAGGCAUGUAGUUACAGAAGAAAUAAAAUACCACCCUUCUUUGAGAAGAGCUGCAAAACGGAAUAAACUAAUGGCCCCUCCUUGGCGUGAUUCUAAACAGCUGGCACCCAAGUUUUCUAAAUACUGCUCAGGCUUUCAGCGGCAAGUGUUGUGGUUUAGGUAAUGCCAUGUGGAUAUUGUUAGAGCCAGCAAGGCCAAUGGCAAGGAAUGAUAGGAGUUGUAGUCUAGCAUCAUGUGGAAAACAGCUGGUUAGUGAUGGCUGCCCUACAGGAUAUUGAGAAUCAAGUGAUGUGAUGGCCCAGGAUGCAGUGUUAGAAACUCAGAUAUAUCAGCUAGGCGCCAAAUGGCUCCUUAAAGCAAGGUUACCGUCAUGAAAAAUGGAAUGUCUAGUUGCCCUUUUGGGGUAAGUCUUACUUUUCAAAUGAUGGACUGACUGUGAUUGAUUCUCAGUUAAGCUUCUGGGUAGUUCAGAUGACAACCUUGAGCUAGGUUAAGAGCUUUGAGAACUUAAAUAAGAAAAGUUGCUUGAUCCAGGGAUAGUCCUAUUCCGACCUCUUUUUCUUAAUGGUGACUGCUCCUGCUCAGGCUGCAUAGAAAAAAAAUGCAAUUUGGUUCCAGAAAUUCAUUCUGAUUGUGCAGAUAAAAUAUAACUGAUAGAAUUCUACAGGAUGGGGUAUUAGUGUGUGAAAGCAGUCCAGAUCCAAUGAUCCCCAGGCAUGCACAUAGCUGUCAACUUUUCCCUUUUCUUACGAGGAAUCCUAUUUGGAAUAAGGGAAAUUCCGACCAAAGAAGAAUGGCAGACGAAAUUAAUGGACUAUGCAGAAUUGGACAAAAUGACAGGAAGGAUUCGAAACCUGCAGGACCAGAGAUUUACAGAAAAUUGGAAGAAGUAUACGAAUUAUUUGAAGAGCAACUGUAAUCAACAAAUUAUGCUAGUAGGACUACAAGAAGUUUUGUAAGGAGAAAUAUACGAAGUGUUACAAAGUAGAAAAAGAUAGAGAAAUUGGUUAUGAGUUUGAAAUGUAAUAGGGAAGAUAAGAAAUGCAUACUGAGAUAUAUAUAUAUAUAUAUAUAUAUAUAUAUAUAUAUAUAUAUGGAAUUUCCCUUAAAAAAAGGGAAAUGUUGACAGCUAUGGGCAUGCACCUCCAGAUGGCAGAGAUGUCAGGCAUGCUCGCUUGGUCGCAAGUGGCCACCAGUCAGGUGCGAAAUGCGCCUGGCUCCUGGCUAAUUUCAAACACUGUCCAGAUGUCAAGGCAUUUGCUGUUUCCUCCUUGUAGAAACAAGCCAUUAAUACGAAACACGGGAUUUAUCUUCUGUGAAGUGAGUCUGGGCUACUGUCGAUCUCCUGUCUCCGGAUUGCUUUAAAUACUAAAUCUGGGGUUUUUUUGCCUUAGAAAAAGAAGCUGCUGUGCUAAUAAUCCACAUAGCCACUGUACACAGUGAGCCGCUUCAAAUGUAUACAUAUGCUGACGCCCUGCUGUUUGUCAGCCAGCUAUCAUCACAUGUAGAGUUAAGCUUUGUGCUUGUCUCCAGAGUAGGAGUUUUUGAACGUUUGUCAGAAGGUAUCAAAAAGCUGAUUCUGUGCACGGUGCUAGCUGGACGGGAUUGGAUAGCUCCAGGCAAGGAGCUAACAUGUAGAAUGGGAUUUGAGAUGAUCAUCCCCACAUACCCAUUGAUUGUCUGAAUUUUCUCUUUACUACAGCGCAGUUGAACCACAGUGCAAUGAAUUGGUUUCCACCAGGGAAUAAUGGUUUCCACCCGGGAAUAAUGCUCAUCUAUAUUUCCCUGUAUAUAUGUAGUUGAUUGACAGGUGCCCAUUAUUACGGAUGAAGUUGAGGCUUGCUCUCUGUGCUUUCCGUCUGUUUGACAACGAGGUAUUGCAUUGGUGUUGAUUCAAGUUCUGGCACAUUGCUCAGAGUUGCUCUGGCUUUUAAACAACAGGAAAAGGAAAUUUCUGAUGGGACCAAUGAGGCAUAAAAUAGGUUUGCUGGUAACCAAACAUAUGGUAGAUAAAAUGCUGCUUUCACUGCCCCCCCCCAUAUUGGGCAUACUGUAUCAUCAUAUUUAGAAGUCUCUCAGGGACACUAAAAGCUUCAAAAUAAGUAUUUUUGUGCAACAUUCUGCUAAGAGUAAUUUAAGUCAUUUAAAAAGUUGGUUUAUAUAAGUUCUGCUCUUCUGUUUUUGCCUAUAUAGACUUUCAUUUAUUUUAGAUGGCAACAUCUAUUAUCCAAGGGCUUUAAAAAUCUGUUCAUUUUUGCCUCACAUCAGGAAAUGUAUGACAAAUAUCGCAUUCGUGGCUUUUGAAACCCCCAAAAUAUUCCGAUCCAUUCUUGUCCCAAAAUAUUGAGUUGUGAUUUUUAAUAAUAAGAUAACGGCACAUAUUUUUCCCUCCCUGUAAACCAACUUAAACUAAUUAAAGUCUUAGCUCCAAAUAUUAUUUUUUAACACUCGGAAACAAUUCUCUUAAGUGGGAUGAGGAGGCAUAUUUAACUAGCAGACCUAUACAGAAGAACAUUAAAAUGUGCUGACUUCAGAGAGGCUUUAUUUAUGGUGUUUAUGAAUCACCCUUUGUUGAACAGAGCCCAGAGAGAUGUAUGUCAAAGGAUAAACAAUAAAAUUACACCAAUGAAUAAAACUAAAAUAUUCAUAAAGUCACACUAAUGGGAAAAAAACUAUCCACCCAUUGCUUUUCGGGGGAAACAUAUCGGACUGAAAAGGUGUGGUUAAGCAAGUGUCUUUAGCUGAGGUUUAAAUCCCAACAAUGAAGGGAGCAAGCACAAAUGGGAAGGUUAUUCCACCAAGCAGGAUUGAGCCAUUUGGUAUUGGAGGAGGCAGAUACUUGUGUCCUGUGCUACUUAGGUAAAGGUAAAGGGACCCCUGACCAUUAGGUCCAGUCAUGGCCUCGACAUUGGCCAAGGGAGCCGGCGUACAGCUUCCGGGUAAUGUGGCCAGCAUGACUAAGCCGCUAGCGGCAAACCAGAGCAGUGCACGGAAACGCUGUUUACCUUCCCGCCGGAGCGGUACCUAUUUAUCUACUUGCACUUUGUGCAUCUACUUGCACUUUGACAUGCUUUCGAACUGCUAGAUUGGCAGGAGCAGGGAGCUCACCCCGUCACGGGGAUUCGAACCGCCGACCUUCUGAUCGGCAAGUCCUAGGCUCUGUGGUUUAACCCACAGCGCCACCCACAUCCCCUGUGCCACUUAGGGCUUUAUAAACUGUUACCGACACCUUGGGCCCAGUAGCUUACAGGUUGCCAUUUCAGUGCAAUAGAACAACAUUUAUUUAUUUUAUUUAUUUAUUUAUUGAAUUUGUAUACUGCCCUAUACCUGGAGGUCUCAGGGUGGUUCUCAGAAAAGAUCACAAUAUAUAAAAUCAAAAUAAGAACAAUAACCGAGUAACACCCCCCCCCAAAAGAGCCGCAUUUUAAUUGGAUGUCCAUCAGGUCAACCAAAAGCCUGGUUUAAAAGGAACGUUUUUGCCUGGUGCCUAAAAGUAUAUAAUGAAGGCAUCAGGCAAACUUCCUGGGGAGAGCAUUCCACAGACGGGGAGCCACUACAGAGAAGGCCCCGUUCUUGUGUUGCCACCCUCCGGACCUCUCAAGGAGGAGGCACACAAAGAAGGGCCUCACAAGAUGAUCUCAGGGUCUGGGUAGGUUCAUAUGUAAAGAGGCACCAAAAAACGAACGUGUUUGCAUUAGGGGAUGUUCUGAAGUAGAGGACCUUAUGCAUUAUAUCUUGCACUGUCCGUUAUAUAAUGAUGCAAGAAAAAGAUUUUUGGUACCUAUAAUGACAGGGUCCCCUGGCCAGAACCCCCUUGAUAUGAUGUUAUAUCUCCUUACAGACACAGAUCAGUAUGUGACCUGGCGGGUAGCACUUUUUGCAACUGCUGCUAGGAAAAUUAGAGCAAAUUAUAUAGCGAAGGUAGCCGUUAACUGUAAAGGAGAUGAAUUUAUUUGAGCCUAUCUAUCUACCUCAGGCUAUGCUCUAUCUUUGUCACCAAACUCUGAGUAUAAAUUGCACACUGUAUUAAUUGAUAUUGUUUUUAACAUUAGUGACCAUGUGAUGAUUUUAGCUUAUGAAUUUUAUUGUUUAAUGUUUUUAUUUGUACAUUGGGGUACUUUUAUAGCUUUGUUUAGAGUAUGUACCGUAUUUUUCGCUCCAUAGGACGCACUUUUUCCCCUCCAAAAAUGAAGGGGAAAUGUGUGUGCGUCCUAUGGAGCGAAUGCAGGCUUUCGCUGAAGCCUGGAGAGCGAGAGGCGUCGGUGCGCACCGACACCUCUCGCUCUUCAGGCUCCAGGAAGCUAUCUGCAAGCCUUGCGCACCCGGGGGGAGUUCCCCUGGGCACUCAAGGCUUGCGGGCAGCAGCCUGCAGCGCGGAGCACGGGGCGCCCUCCGGAGGAUGCCCCGUGCCCGCGCAGGUGCCCGCAAGCCUUGCGCGCCCCGGGGGAGAUCCCCCCUGGGCGCGCCCGGCUUGCGGGCGGCAGCCUGCAGCGCGGAGCACAGGGCGCCCUCGGAGGACGCCCCGUGCUUCGCGCAGGUGCCGGCAAGCCUUGCGCACCCGGGGAAUCUCCCGGGAGCGCAAGGCUUGCGGGCGGCAGCCUGCAGCGCGGAGCACGGGGCGCCCUCGGAGGACGUCCCGUGCUCGCGCAGGUGUCCGCAAGCCUUGCGCACCCGGGGAUCUCCCCGGGAGCGCAAGGCUUGCGGGCGGCAGCCUGCAGCGCGGAGCACGGGGCGCCCUCGGAGGACGCCCGUGCUUCGCGCAGGUGUCGGCAAGCCUUGCGCACCCGGGAUCUCCCCGGGAGCGCAAGGCUUGCGGGCGGCAGCCUGCAGCACGGAGCACGGGGCGCCCUCGGAGGACGUCCCGUGCUCGCGCAGGUGUCCGCAAGCCUUGCGCACCCGGGGGAUAUCCCCCCGGGAGCGCCAGGCUUGCGGGCGGCAGUCUGCAGCGCGGAGCACGGGGCGCCCACGGAGGACGUCCCGUGCGUCGCGCAGGUGUCCGCAAGCCGUGCGCGACCCGGGAUCUCCCCGGGAGCGCAAGGCUUGCGGGCGGCAGUCUGCAGCGCGGAGCACGGGGCGCCCUCCGGAGGACGCCCCGUGCUUCGCGCAGGUGUCGGCAAGCCUUGCGCGCCAGGGGGGAUCUCCCCCCGGGAGCGCAAGGCUUGCGGGCGGCAGCCUGCAGCACGGGGCGCCCUCGGAGGACGUCCCGUGCUUCGCGCAGGUGUCUGCAGCCUGCCGCCCGGCGCGUGGGGCGCCCUGAAGCAGAGCGCCCCUCACGCCGGGCAGACAUGGCCAGCCCCACAAGCUCGGGGACAACGGGAGGCGCAGCGCCGCCAUCCCACUGUUCCCCGACCUGAGUUUGGGGGAAAUAAAGGAAAAUUUUUUUUCCUUUAUUUCCCCCCCCAAAAAGUAGGUGCGUCCUAUGGGACGGAGCGUCCUAUGGAACGAAAAAUACGGUAAUGUUUUAAUAAUAUAAAUGUUUUAAGUCUUUUUUUACCAAUUCAGUAUAUUUUCUUUUAAUUGUCAAAUAAUUCUGUGAACAUUGCAGCAGCCUUUGGCUAUGUGCAAUAAAACUGACUGAGACUGAGACUAUGUAAAGAGGCGGUCCUUGAGGUUUGCGGUCCUGAGCUGUUUAUUUGCAAGGUCUCCCACCUGCCCAAUGGGCCUUUCCCUCCCUCCUCCCUUCCCAGCUCCCAUCAUUCCACUAGCCAACAUAUGCAGUAGUCAGGAAGGAUGGCAGCUGUAGUCCAGCAAGAUCUGGAGUGACAAAUAUACCCCUUAACUGAUUUAAGAGGGUUAAGUAAUUUGCCUGACUUUUUUUACACAAAUAGUUGCAGUAGCUGUUUUUAUACAUACAACACAAAUUUCUCAUGAGACUGCAGGGAGAAAAAAGUCCAACCACUUUCUUUCCUUUUUUGUUGCUCAGAACUGUAAAUCACAUGUGCUAUGAACUUGCAUGAAUGUUUUUAGAAAGAAAAACACCCUAACAGGAAAUGAGGCUUAAACCCAUAUAGUUGACAUGAUGUUUGCAACAAAAGGAAGGAAAUUCAGCGUUAAGGCUGACAUCCCACCUUCAGCAGGGCUGGGUUGGUGUGAGUGAAACAUUUCUUUUCAGUUUUCUUUUCCAUUUAGUUUUGUGUUAAGUGUUACUUAAGGCUAAUCUCUGUGUGUAUUUGAGCGAAAUACACACAUGAAGUGUUUUGCAGGUAUAUUUCUACAUAUGUGGGUCUUGUUGUUCCUUGUGCGUUUUGCAUAGGGGUCCUCACUGUGUUUUGUAUUGUAACUGGCAAUGUGCCUGGCACCAGCCUGGUUCCUUUAAAAACGGUGCGGUGUUCAUUAUUUAUACAUUUUGGCCAGACCUCUGAUUGCAUCACCUUUGGCACAUGCAUUGUUGUAACAUAUUUGGCUCUUUGGGAUGUUAUAGUGAGAGCCAAAUCUUUUAUGUUACGGUAUGUUACUGAUUUUAAAAUGAAAGUCUUACAGCUCUAGAGACUUUUAGUGUAUGAAGUGCUCUUCUGGUUUUCUUUAUUUUCACGGUUACUCUCUCAAGUAUCAAAUCAACAUAAGUCUGAUUUCAAAGUGUUUACAAUUAAACCUUUUUUUAAUAUAUUAAAAACAACAACAGUACAAUAGUCAUAUUCAGUAAGCCUCAUUGCUACAGCAGGGCUUUUACCUUUGUCUUUCCUUAAAUAAAAGAUACCCAGUCAUCAAUGGAAGAUGCUUCUGGCUCUUUAAUCUUACCACAACACAUCUUUGGAGCAAAGGCAGUUUUCCCUGCUUGUUUUACUUACAUGUUUCCAUUCCACCUUUUCUAAACUUGCAAGAACAAAUCUGUCAAAUCAAUAAAUGAACUCACCGCUAUAGAUAUGAUGAGCUUUCCUAUGUGUGGUGAUAAAAAUAAUUGCCACCUCCCACAGUCAAAAUCUGCUCCAUUAUAUCUCUGCUCAUGCCCACUAUAAGAUGCCGAUCCAAAAAGGAAUCCAUAACAUUGUGUACCAAGGAUCUGAAGACUCUGAAGCAGUUAGGUUUGCCAGGCAAUGCCUUCAACAAUAAAGGAAUAAUCACAGAUAAGAUCCCCCUUCCCACCACCACUGGGGAAAACUUACACUGCCUCUCAUUUUCAUUUACAACUCUUAGCAGGACUUCUCCAGUUGAUCUCGUUGGAUGGGGGGCAGUUUUAGUAUGCUGCUGAUAUCUCAGAUAAAUCAACCUUGUCAAUAAAUUCAUAAAAGUGAUGAGUCUUUAAAAACAAAUAGUCCUUGGGACUGCAAGAGGAGAGAUAAGCGCUCCAUCCCUCUUGCGUCGACCUACUGAAUUUUAGUGCUGCAGUUUCCCUCCUCUGCAAUCCGAGCCUUUUGGGUUUGCCGAUCAGAAGGUCGGUGGUUCGAAUCCCUGUGACAGGGUGAGCUCCAGCUGCUUGGACCCAGCUCCUGCCAACCUAGUGGUUCGAAAGCAUGCCAGUGCAAGUGGAUAAAUAGGUACCACUGUGGCGGGAAGAUAAAUGGAGUUUCCAUGCGCUAUGGCUUCUUUCAUGGUGUUCCAUUGCACCAGAAGCGGUUUAGUCAUGCUGGCCACAUGGCCCGGAAAGCUGUCUGUGGACAAACGCCGGCUCCGUCAGCCUGAAAGUGAGAUGAGUGCUGCAACCCCAUAGUCACCUUUGACUGGACUUAACCGUCCAGGGGUCCUUUACUUUUACCUUUAUCUCUGCAAUCCGUUUGGUUCGUAAAGAGGGACGGAGCACUUGUCUCUCCUUGGCCAGCCUCCUCACUCACCUGCACGUAAUUCCUUGUCACCUGUGGCUACCAGGCUUGUGCUUGAAUAUAGAGCUGAGAUUACCUAACGAAUAUUGGACAGAUUCUUCAUUCAUCAUUAUUUUUAAUUUGUAUACCAUCUUACAAUAUUCAAGGCGGUCUACAGGUUGAAGAAACAAAAAAAUGUACAUCUUAUAACAAUGUAAUGCAAUACAAAAAUGUGAUAAUAAAACGUAACUUUAAAAUAAGCAACCUACAUCAAAAAAAUAACAUUCAACAAUCAUUAGAAUAGUAAAUAAUAAUAAUAAUAAUAAUAAUAAUAAUAAUAAUAUCAGCAUAUAGAUUCAGUUAACAUUUCCUCUUAAUGGAAUUUAGGAUGAGAAAUGUGUGCUUGCAAACAUCCCAUUGCAAAAGAGAGCAAUGUACUGUAUUUUUCGCUCUAUAAGACGCACCAGACCAUAAGACGCACCUAGUUUUUGGAGGAGGAAAACAAGAAAAAAAUAUUCUGAAUCUCAGAAGUCAGAACAGCAAGAGGGAUCGUUGCGCAGUGAAAGCAGUGAUCCCUCUUGCUGUUCUGGCUUCUGGGAUAGCUGCGCAGCCUGCAUUCGCUCCAUAAGACGCACACACAUUUCCCCUUACUUUUUAGGAGGGAAAUAGUGAGUCUUAUAGAGCAAAAAAUACAGUAAACAUUCAGAAUAUGCAUGCAGUAUCCAAGGAACUCAUCUGUGUUGCUUGUUUGUGUUCAGAAGUUCACAGACAAAGGAGGCUGGUGGCCGGUUUCCAAAGAGAUGAUUCACUUUCCCUCUGGGAAUUGUCAUAAAAUGGAUGACUCUUUCUGUGGUUGCUUGAAGAGCGUCUCUCUCUCUCUUCCCCCCCCCUUCUGCAAAAGACUAUGCACCCUCUCCAGUAAAAACAGACAAAAUUCUUGCCCUCUUAGCUUGUCCUCAAAUUCUCAAAGAAUGCUAACUGUCAAUUUGUACUAUAUUUAGCUAAUUGCUACUUCAUAGUACAUCCUAAUUACGUGUGCCCAUUUUCUGCUGAAUCCAGAUAGCAGUCCUGCCACUAGAAGUUGUUGUUGAAUCUGUAAAAGUGUGACAACUUCUGAUACAAGUGACAAGCCGAAAUUGCAAAUCGAAAGGCUUUUCUGACAAUCCUAUUUUCCUCCAUGGGGUUGUCAUUGCAGUGAUUUAAGGACACAUGCAAAACCUUUGCAUCAGAAUUGAAAAUCCACAUGAAUUAUCCAGGAAAAGGAACAGUAAGCAAGUUCUGGCGUGCCUCUAGAAUCUUGAUUAUGGAGUUUCUGGGAAAACAUUUUUGCUGAAAUAAUUUCAUACUCCCGCUGAAAUAAUUCCAAGAAUUCUGCCCUGCAUUCAAGAUUUCAAAGCAAGAACUAGACAUUACCUUGGCAGAUGCUUUUGCUUCCAAACCUGUGUUUGUUGGGGUAAUAAUACGUUUGCAGAGGAGGCAUUUGCAAUGUUUCUAAGGUGAAGGGGGUGCCCACUGUGAGGCCAGUUCGCCUGCCAAAGGCCUUGAAUCCUGUUGUUAUGAGAAAAAGCUGCUCCUUUUCCCUUAUGGGGUCCCCAAGAGCCCAUGUAGAGUCCUUUUGUAGGUUCUCUAUUGGUAAGAGAAAAUAACAGAGACUAGCCAGAGAAUAUUGAGAAGCAAAGCAGCCAGUAAGCCUGAUCUUUAUUAAAGCUGUUGCAACAGGGUGCUCCUCCCCCCCCCCCGAGGAGGGGGCAAGGCACCCAGAACAAAGGUGUGCCCGCCCUUAUAUAGACUUUGAAAUUGCCCACCCUCAGACUCCAGACCACCACCCAGAAACAUCAUAUGUACAUCACAGAAUGGGUGUAGCCCAGGACCACUUCCCCCAAUACAUCAUACAUACAUCAUAGGGGGCAGUCUCAAACAGAAUCCUGAGUGUGUUGUUUAUCUCCUGUCUGCCAUUUACCUGAUUGAAUUAUCUGGGUUUUGGCCACUCUGUUGUUGUUAUAACUACUUAAUUCCUGAAUCCAGGUCACAGGCUCACCCUAUUCACACCUUAGUUAAGGUAAAGGGACCCCUGACCAUUAGGUCCAGUCACGGACGACUCUCGGGUUGCGGCGCUCAUCUCGCUUUAUUGGUCGAGGGAGCCGGCGUACAGUUUCUGGGUCAUGUGGCCAGCAUGACUAAGCUGCUUCUGGCAAACCAGAGCAGUGCACGGAAAUGCCGUUUAACUUCCCGCCGGAGCGGUACCUAUUUAUCUACUUGCACUGGUGUGCUUUCGAACUGCUAGGUUGGCAGGAGCUGGAACCGAACAACGGGAGUGGGGAUUCGAACCACCGACCUUCUGAUUGGCAAGCCCUAGGCUCUGUGGUUUAACCCACUGCGCCACCCGCAUCCCAUUCACACCUUAAAUGUGCCCUUAAGGCAGGAUUUGUGAGCACAGAGACAAUGGGGAGAUUUCCCAUUUCCUUCGACCUUGCAGAGAAAUAUUUGUGGUCAUUUUGGGAGAGAGAAAAUUGUUUUAGGACUUUUCUGUGGGUUUCAGACAUGUGGUUUACAUAUUUGUAUGUGUUUGCUUGGUAUAUUUAUGAAUAUAUAUAUAUAUAUAUAUAUAUAUGGCCUCAAAAUUCUUAUAACACUGUUUUGGAUCCUGGAUGGGGAGAAAUGGAGAAAGGUGUUGUCAGGAAAGAAUCUUUGGGGAGAGGGAAGGGUCGAUUACCUCCCUCCCAUUCACAAAUCCUCUGCAUUAACAUUACCAGAUAAAAACAGACUUGGUAAUCCUCAAAUUGCCUCACGAUCUGUGGCUUUAACCUCCAGGUGACCUUUUUGUACUUGGUCAUUCUGAAGAAUUUAUUCAUGCUGAAGUAUAUGAGGUCAUAACGACUUAAGCAUAAGAGAAAAACAUUUUCCCCCAGUAGUUAGUGAUUGAUUUAUUUUUUUUAAAAAAUACUCCUUCAUUAUGCAAUCAUUUUGCUGGAAAGGGCUGUGAAUUUUUAAUAUUGCACCAUAAUGGAAAACCUGCCACAUCUCAUACCCUCCAACAUUUCGCUGAUUUAAAUAGGAACAUCCUAUUCAACAGCAAGAAUAACAACAAUAUUUAUACCCCACCCUUCUGACUGGGUCGCCCCAGCCCCUCUCAGCAGCUUACAACAUACAUAAAACAUAAUAAAACAUUAAACAUUAAGAAACUUCCCUAAGCAUGGCUGCCUUCAGAUAUCGUCUAGGUUGUAUAGUUACUUAUCUCCUUGGCUCUGGGGUCAGAUAGCUCCAUGCCCCCUUACAUUUCUCCAGUAAAAAUAGGGACAUCCUAAGGAAAAGUGGGACAUUUUGGGAUCAGAUCAGAAACUAGGGACAGCUUCUGUAAAUCUGGGACUGUCCCUGGAAAAUAGGACAAUUGGAGGGUCUGAUUUGCUCUAUGAGUCUCCAUCAAAUCUAUGCACUUGCAUGAUGGCUGUUUAAUCACUAUAGCAGUGCUUGGAAUUUUUUGAACUCCUACGGCAUGGUGUGAACACAGACCCGGCUUCUGUAUAAACCCGGAAGUGGUUUAUACUCGCACUCACUGUCCUCAAAACAAAUCCUUCAGAAUGCAGCCAUUGUUCUACCACAUUUUGGAAGGCUGGUCUGUCUUCCAUCUUCUUCCCAUCCACGUGAAGUCGAUGGGCAUGUGGAAACACUGUUGGACAACCAUCUUACUGAGAAGCUUUGUGGAUUAAUUCCACACACACACACACACACACACACACACACACACGGGAGUGGCAGGGUUAAGAAACUGUUGCCCUAGGAAGGCUGACUGUGCAAGGAUGGAAAUGACCUAACCUCUGUAGGACUGACAUUUGACCUGUCCUUCACUGCCAGCUUCCCCACCAUAGAAGCCAAAUCCUAGGGCAGGGGUAGGCAACCUAAGGCUCAUGCAAUUGUUUUUGUCUGGAUAAACCAAAACAAAAGAGCCUGGGCAAUAGAAGAUUGCAGAAGGUCCUCAAGUGCCAUGUUCUCAGCCAAUCAUAUUGUUCAGGAAGCCUCAGUUGUAUAUGGGUGUUAGCCUUUGAUAACCUUCUGAGAAGAAAUAAUAAUAAUAAUUUAUUAUUUAUACCCCGCCCAUCUGGCUGGGUUUCCCCAGCCACUCUAAUAAGUGACCAAUAACAUUCAAAAGUGUGUUUGGAGAGGUGGAGGUGGGUUAGAUAAGUGCUAAUGAUUGUAACCUGCCUUCCAAAUGGGUAGAGUUGGUAAGCAAGCAGGCCUAAGAUGAUCAAUGCUUGCUUCUACUUCCCGCUUGCAAUACUUUAAGGAAUUGCUUGUGAUGAAGAUCAGUUUCUUGAUGUAUCCCUUUGCUCCGAAAACAGUGUUAAAUUGCUUGUUUCUCUGCUGAUCAAAUUUGGAACGGUUUCUCCCUCCCUCCCUUUAUACCUGCAAUGAAGGAUUACAUUUCACGAAUCUGAUAAAAUUGACUUUAUUGUCUAUAACACUAAAGGUUAUAGUUUUGUUUUUUUAGAUAUAUGUUCCAAGGCCACCGCCUUGCCAGAGAAAACUCUGCAACUUAGUUUAGUUUUUGUUUAGUAUUUUAUUUUAUUUUUUUAAAAAAGUUUUGCCUGAGGUAUGUUGAUUAAAGGUUAUGCCAUAAUAAAAUGGUUAGCCUUCUAGGUGCCACAAGACAGUAUGUGAUUUUGACUUUCAGAAGGGUGAUUUAAGAUGGAUAUUGUGAAGAGUUAUUUCAUUUCUAAGGAUUGUAUUCAAAUGUAUUAUACUCAAAAGACCCAUUGAAAUUAAUGGACCUAAACGUCAGUGGAUCUGCUCUGUGUAUGAUUAAUGUUGGAUAUUGCCCUAAAAGUCUGACCCAAUGUUUGUAGAUCUCUGGGUGGCAUUAGUUGUGUUAUCAAGCACAACUAAACGGCUCAGGACCGCAAACCUCAAGGACCGCCUCUUUCCAUAUGAACCUAUGCGGACCCUGAAAUCAUCUUUUGGAGGCCCUCCUUCAUGUGCCUCCCCCUUGAGAGGUCCGGAGGGUGGCAACAUGAGAACGGGCCUUCUCUGCAGUGGCUCCCCGUCUGUGGAAUGCUCUCCCCAGGGAAGUUCGCCUGACGCCUUCAUUAGAUACCUUUAGACGCCAGGCAAAAACUUUCCUUUUUAACCAGGCCAAGCAGACCUAAUCAACAUCCUAUGCCCUUUAAAAUGUGUCUCUUUUUUGGGGGUGUUAUUAUUGUUUUUAUUUUUAUUUUAUAUCUUGUGAUUUUUUGUGUGAACUGCCCUGAGACCUCUGGGUAUAGGUAAAGGGACCCCUGACCAUUAGGUCCAGUCAUGAUGGGGUUGUGGCGCUCAUCUCGCUUUAUUGGCUGAGGGAGCCGGCGUACAGCUUCCGGGUCACGUGGCCAGCAUGACUAAGCCGCUUCUGGCGAACCAGAGCAGCACACAGAAACGCCGUUUACCUUCCCGCCGGAGUGGUAUCUAUUUAUCUACUUGCACUUUGACGUGCUUUCGAACUGCUAGGUUGGCAGGAGCAGGGACCGAGCAACGGGAGCUCACCCCGUCGCGGGGAUUCGAACUGCCGACCAUCUGAUCAGCAAGUCAUAGGCUCUGUUGUUUAACCCACAGCGCCACCCACGUUCCGGGUAUAGGGCGGUAUAUAAAGUCAAUAAAUGAAUGAAAAUGAAUAGUUUGCUCAGUUAUCACCGUUUAUCUUGAAAAAGCAACCCCAAUUUACUUCAGGAAAGCUUUGCUUCCGUACCUGGUUUGUAUGUAGGAACAAAGUAAAUGUUUGGAACAAAUGUAAAUUUGUCACGUUAAAUAAAGCAUUCUUUUUUUGUCCGCAGCUGAUGAUCAUUUAUCCAAAAUGCUUGAUGGCAAAUUCAAAAUGGCAGCACUUUGCAAGUUUUGUGACGUGAUACCAACCAGCUGCGGGAAUGAGGGCCAUUGCAUGAGUGGCUGUAACAUCACUUCUAUAUGUGCGGAUAAGAAUGAAGUUUGUGCUGCUGUCUGGUAAGUUCACUCUGGCUACCUACAAGCAUGUGCAUUUGGUCUAUAGUUUUCUUAACCUGCAAAAGUAUAAAUUAAAUGUUGUUCAGAACUUGCGAAGUCAGGGCUUUCUUCAAUUCCAUGUUUCCACCAUUCAGAUAGGGUUGGCUCUGUAAUAUAUGUGUUUGUAAUUUGAUACUUGGUCAAAAGGUCUAGAGACUGAUGGCAACUAAUAAUUAUUUCAGUUCUCAGUAACGCAUUAGAUGCAUAUAGCCUUAACCCGUGAUUCUUCAUUCCAAAAUAAGAAUGUACAAGAUUAGUAGUGAUAUACUUGCAUUCUAGUACAGUGGUACCUCGGGUUACAUACGUUUCAGGUUACAUAGGCUUCAGGUUACAUCCGCUUCAGGUUACGGACCUCCGGAAUGAAUUAAGUACUUAACCCGAAGUACUACUGUACUAACGAAAAUGCCACGCUUGCCAAGUUUUUGAUUUUCCUUGUCUCAAAAGAGAUUGGGGUAUCUUGUUGGCCACUGUGAAAACAGGAUUCUGGGUUAGAUGGGACCUUGUUCUCAUCCAGCAGGCUCUUCUUAUAGUCUUAUGAAUUAUUCUUGCUUUGAGAGUAUCAGAAUUCCCAGGAAUGUAGUGGUGACUCUUGAUUUCUGGCACACACCUCAAUGGAGUUGUGAAAUCUGUCAAAACUGCAAUCUGAUGUUUCUUACCUGGAUAGGUCAUGGAAUCAAAUCACAAGAUGUUCCCUAAUACCGUGGUACCUUGGGUUAAGUACUUAAUUCGUUCCAGAGGUCCGUUCUUAACCUGAAACUGUUCUUAACCUGAAGCACCACUUUAGCUAAUGGGGCCUCCUGCUGCUGCCGCGCCGCCGGAGCACGAUUUCUGUUCUUAUCCUGAAGCAAAGUUCUUAACCUGAAGCACUAUUUCUGGGUUAGCGGAGUCUGUAACCUGAAGCAUAUGUAACCUGAAGCGUAUGUAACCCGAGGUACCACUGUAGUAAACUUUACCAGCUCCUGCAUAGAUAAAAGUGAUGACAUUACUUUGCUGACACUGUGUUUGUGUCUAGUAGGGACACGGGUGGGACUAUGGUCUAAACCACUGAGCCUCUUGGGCUUGCCGAUCAGCAGGUCAGAAUCCCCAUGACGGAGUGAGCUCCCGUUGCUCUGUCCCAGCUCCUGCCAACCUAGCGGUUCAAAAGCACAUCAGUGCGAGUAGAUAAAUAGGUACUGCUGCGGUGGGAAGGUAAAUGGCGUUUCCGUGUGCUCUGGUUUCCAUCAUGGUGUUCCGUGCGCCAGAAGUGGUUUAGUCAUACUGGCCACAUGACUCGAAAAGCUGUCUGUGGACAAACGCCGGCUCCCUCGGCCUGAAAGCGAGAUGAGCGCCGUAACCCCAUAGUCACCUUUGACUGGACUUCACCGUCCAGGGGUCCUUUACCUUUUUACCUUUUACCUUUGUGUCUAGUCAAAGCAGAUGUCUGGUACAUGUGCAAAAUCUGUACAAACUAAGAUACAUACUGGCAACAUCUAUAUUAUACUAAUAUAAAAGAUCGGCAGCAUGAUAAUUUUCCAAAAGGAUACAAGAUUAAAAAUGAGCACUGUACCAAUCACAGUUUCAGCGAUGGAGUGUCAUUCUUCAAAGGUGCCAGAUCCUUCUUUAUAUUUAAAUUCCUUUCUAAAAUAUAUAAUUCUGUCCUUGAUAACAUGCUAUAGAAUGUCAGCAUUGGAAAUAUUAGAACCAAGUUACACAUCCAGCUGUGCAAAAUUAUAUAUAAAAUACAAGCUGCCUGAAAACCCUCCUUCACAAGCCAAAGGAAAGAACAAACUGCAGUAUACCAAUUUAUUUUGAUUUAUUGGGCAUUUGUGGUGGGGUGUGUGUGUGCAUACAAACACAUGUAAGUUCAAAUUUUGCUGGAUCUGAUUUUUACCCUGCCUUACAACUUGUAAGGAGAAUGGACAGUUCCAGUGCAUGGCUGCUGGUACACAAAAAGAGGGGCUUGGAGAAGUGUUACCUAUCAAUGCUGUGACUUGCAACAAGAGACCCAUCACAGCGUUACAGCACCCAACCAUUCUGGAUUCUAGCCAGGGCCGGAUUUAGGUUUGGUGAGGCCCUAAGCUCCUGAAGGUAAUGGGGCCCUUUAUAUGUCCAGCUAUGGGACGCGGGUGGCACUGUGGGUUAAACCACUGAGCCUAGGACUUGCUGAUCAGAAGGUCGGCAGUUCAAAUCCCCGCGACGGGGUGAGCUCCUGUUGCUCGGUCCCUGCUCCUGCCAACCUAGCAGUUCGAAAGCACAUCAAAGUGCAAGUAGAUAAAUAGGUACCACUCCAGCGGGAAGGUAAACAGCAUUUCCGGGGGCUGCUCUGGUUCGCAGAAGCGGCUUUGUCAUGCUGGCCACAUGACCCGGAAAGCUGUACGCUGGCUCCGCAACCCCAGAGUCGGCCAUGACUGGACCUAAUGGUCAGGGGUCCCUUUACCCUUUACCUUUAUAUGUCCAGCUGUCCUUUGUCAACAACAAAUUUUUGCUGUUUUUUGUGUUGAAUAUAUGCUAUAUGGUCAUUUAUGGACCUCAUAGGUAUCUAAAGCCAUUUGCACAUGUUGCCAUGCAGUCAGUCCAUGCAGAAUGUAGGCACCCUAUAUAUUGAAAUGAGCAAACCAAUGAUGUUUUAGGGAGCAGGCGGGGCCCAUUAGUUACAUCAUAGGAGCCUACACAACACAAAACACUGUUGCUGUAUGUAGGUUUUAUUUUAUUUGUGUUUUACCUUAUAUUUUGGAAAUGUACGUCCAGUUUUUUUCCUCCUUUAAUUUUUCGGGGGGCCCCCAAGAGAGUGGGGCCCUAAGCUGUAGCUUGUUUAGCUUGUACGUAAAUCCAGCACUGCAUAGGAAGUAGGGAGGAAGCGGUGAGGCUUUGGAAAUGGUAUUGGUUCUUCCAGAGCCUGUUUAUCCUAUUCGGAAGAAAGGUUUGGUCCUAGGGUAUGGCACUGUUGGAGGAGUGCCAGACUUCCUCCUACUGAAAGUUCAAACACACAGAAGAAGAGGCAGAGACAUCACAUGCUAUAAAUAAACUAGGUUAGUUUAUUCUUCCUGAAGAAUAGGAGAAGGAUGAAACAAUGAUCAUCCAUAUCUUGCAAACACCUAUAUCCGGGGAUGUCAGAGAAUUCCAACGGAAAUGGGAGAGGAAAUUGCCAAUGCUCGCUCAAUGGUCCCAUCUCUGCAAGAGAAAUCAGUUAAAUGAAUAUGAUCGGUAUUUACUAAUGCCGUUUUCUGUCUGCAAAAAAUACAUAAUUGACAACACACAGACACACACACUCCAGUUUGUGUUGUGUUUCCUUUGCAUCGGUAUGACUGGUGUAGAAUAACAUACUGAUAAUUAAGGACCUGAAUUCCACCACAGUGGACAGCAAGAUGGGGGAGAAUACUGGAUUUGCUGGAAGCUGAACUGCACCAGAACGGAAACAGGGAUGUCUUCUUACAUCCCUGCAUGAAUCCUACGAUAUCACAAAAUCCAUUGUACUAGUGGUUGGUUUCAUAGGUCAUAAAAUGUUGCCCCCUGUGUCUGGAGCAACUUUGCAACCAUUUGUGCAGACCCAGGGACUGCCACCUCUGAAAUUUCUGUAUUCCUAUCGGGCAGUUGGCUUUCACUGACUUAAAAAUCAGCUGAAAGUUACCUUGAACUGUGGUCCUGUUGCUAGUUGGCCAGCUUCAUAUGUCAGGCUGAUGUUGGGCACAUCUGAGAUGUACACCCUAGGGAUUUUUGCAUCUCUGGGUUAUAUCAGCCAUGAUCCACCAUGUUGGACAAAACCACUAGACAUGUGCUUGCAAAAGGCUCCCUAGAACACCUGUCUGAGAUUGCAAGAGAAAGAGAGAGGGCAAACAUCACGUAGACCUCAGUACAUGGCAUUUAUCUUAGUGGGACACAUGUUGUACAAGUUUGAAUUAUGCGAUGAACAGGCGGAAUGCAGGGCAUUUUUGUUUUCGUUGUUUUUGUUCUUCCUUGUGUCUCACCUUUCAUCCAAAUUGGUUCCCAAGAUGACUUACAGGCACAAAACUCCAUGCUGACAAAUCUUGGAAAGAAUUAAGUUCACUCUGGUGAAGGAUAGCACUGUCACUCUGGAAAGAUGCAUUUCGAACCAUUUGCCCGCAAGCAGCGGCACCAAAACUAACCCAGCAUAAGUUAUGGAGAAGUUGUAGCUGCGAUAUUGUCAAAGUUUAUAUGAGACUCGACAACUGGCUAGCUUUACCUUGAAUGCCAGCCCUCUACCUUCAGUUUCAUGUUGCCAUUGUUUUGAUUAUUUCUGCUGCUGCUGUUUAAAAAAUCCUGUUCUUUUACAGGAGGAAGAAUGAUGAAAACAUAACCUUGGAAACAAUAUGUCAUAAUCCCGCACAAAAGCUGCACGGGCACAUUUUGAGUGACCACAAUUCGGAUAAGUGUAUAAUGAAAGAGAUGAAGGGAGAUGGUGGUUUGCUGUUCAUGUGCUCCUGCAAAGAGGAAGAAUGCAACAACGAGCUUAUUUUUUCAGGUAAGCCUUUAUGUGUGUGUGUAAUGGUUUCGUUUUGAAUAUGCAUUGCUCUUUAAAUUUGCUUUCCUCCCCUUACCCCCUUCCCGUUACGCUGUUGGGUGUGGUGUUUGUGGGGUGUGUGUGUUCUUUUUAGGAUAUCCUCUCAUAAUAGAAUUUCCUGUUGUGAAACAUCCUAACCUUUGUCACAGUAGAAAAGGCCAGAGGUGUUUCAGCAGGAAUCAGAAUUGAGGAGCUAUUUUGUCACUUUAAGGUCUGCAGUGUUAGUGUCACGCAUGCAUGCUGUGUGAUGUGGGCACCACAUGCCAUGUGACGUGUUGCACUCCGCAUGGCUUGUGUACAUGACGUGAGCACAUCACGUGCGCCAGCCUCCUCAGUCGUGCUUUGUAGCCGCGUGAGUCCCUGACGUCGCCUCCAGUGUGGGACUACCAGGAAUGACUUGCAUAGAACGGCCUCAUAGGCCAGAUUGGGAGCCCCGUUGGGCCAAAUUUGGUCCGUAGGCUGCAGGUUCCCGACCUACAGAAUAUAAGGAGAGAGACGUCAACGCCAAGCCGAAAUUGCUAAUAAUGUUAUUGUUCUAUUAUAUUUGUAAACCACUUUGAGGGUGUGUUUUCUUAAACAAUCCAGCGGUAUAUAGAUUUCGUGAAAUGAAUAAAGCCAAGGCAGUUUGCCUGCUCAGUAAGGGUGAAUCGUAACGCUAUAAACGGAUUAGCAGAGAGUACGAAGCGGAGGACCAGGGAGGAAAUGUGAGGUAAACGAAAACUUAUUUCAAGUCAAGAUCAAUGCAGUUUUUGGGUCAUCCACUUUUAUUAUUAGGUAGGUUGAUAAAUUCUUGCAGUACCUCUGAACAGCACAAAACCACAACAGACGAUUGCCAGGCUUAUGUGGUGUUUUAUAACUUUACUCCUUCACAUUUUGUAAACCCGUAUCUACACAGCCAGUAAAGACACUUGAUGAGAGUACCUGAGGGAGGCUUUGGCUUUGAUCUUGUCUGCAAAAAAAAUUUUAAACUUGCAUUUUUUUAUCUUGCCUGCCUUAUUUAAUGAAGUGCAUUAUCUCGGUGCUGGCAGGGCAGUCAGGCAGAUAAUGUGCUAGUAGCUGACUUUAAUGAUUUCAUUCACAUCUCUGUUUCCCCAUCUCUGUAGAAGAAAACCACCUGGAAGGUACUUUAUAGAAAUGUAUGAGAAUUAAACAGGAAUUUUGCAACACCUUUGCAUGGCUUUGUUGGCCGCCUUCAUGGUGGCACUGCAGUAGUGGUGGUGAGACACAGAGGACCUCUGAUGAGAGCCAUAGAAUUGUCGAGUUGGAAGGGACCAUGAGGAUUAUCUAGUCCAACCCCUCACAGUUCGGGAAUUUUUGCCCACCGUGGGGCUCAAACCCAUGACCCUGAGAUUAAGAGCCUUGUGCUCUACCAUCUGAGCUAUGCAGCCUGAAAUGCAGUAUUAAACCUCAGAGCUAACUAACUGGGUGUAACUGUUGCCACUGCUGUAUGUUGGUGCUUUUUAGUAGUUUUUAUGAUGUUGGGUUGUGGGACGCGGGUGGUGCUGUGGUCUAAACCACUGAGCCUAGGGCUUGCUGAUCAGAAGGUUGGCGGUUCAAAUCCCCGCGACGGGGUGAGCUCCCGUUGCUCGGUCCCUGCUCCUGCCCACCUAGCAGUUUGAAAGCAUGCCAGUGCAAGUAGAUAAAUAGGUACCACUCUGGUGGGAAGGUAAACGGCGUUUCCGUGUUCGCCAGAAGUGGCUUAGUCAUGCUGGCCACAUGACCCUUGUGUACAUGUCUGUGGACAAACACCGGUUCCCUCGGCCAAUAAAGCAAGAUGAGUGCCGCAACCCCAGAGUCGGCCUUGACUGGACCUAAUGGUCAGGGGUCCCUUUAGCUUUACCUUAUGAUGUUGGGUUGUAUUAAAUGUAGCACUACACAGAUUGUUCUGCUGUGCAAGGGUAAUUCUAUGCACUGACAGAGCAAUCUCUCCCUCUGCUGCCCCUGUGCACUCCCUAAAUCUGUUCUAGGUUCCCCCCAAUCCUCCAGAAUGGAUUUGGAGAUGGCACCACCCUUUGUGGUAGCACUAAUCCAGGCAUAGGCAAACUCGGCCCUCCAGAUGUUUUGGGACUACAACUCCCAUCAUCCCUAGCUAACAGGACCAGUGGUCAGGGAUGAUGGGAAUUGUAGUUUCAAAACACCUGGAGGGCCGAGUUUGCCUAUGCCUGCACUAAUACUUGUGAUAACCCCAAAAUGGAGUUGAAUGCUGCCCAUUGGCUUUAAUGAUGAAGUGAGUGGUGAUUUGUAACUUGUGUUAUUUUUGCACAUUGCUUUAAGCAUUUUGAGAGGGGUGGGGGAGAAGCAAUUAAAUUCUAAAUGAAUAAGCUCUCAACUGGACACACACACGCAGUACUUUGACAAGCCAAACAGCACCUCUUCACUGAUGGUGCCUGUUAAGUUGUGGGUGAACAUAUCAGACGACACAGCAAUUCUUCAAACACCUCUUGUUUAUUCACAGGCCAGAACAGAACUGAACUGAAGGGUUCAGCCAGCCUGCUUAUAUAGAGCUCCAGUACAACGUAACUGUAACAACUUUCUGUAACUAUCCAAUCACUGAACGUCACUUUUGAUCCCUUAUUUGCAUAUGUGGACCUGAACUAUCUGCAGUAUCCCCCUGCUGGCCAGGGUGAGAACUUCAGUACAUAACAGUGCCCCAAAUGUAAUGUACAUUCUUCUUACUUCUUUAGCAUGGGUGGGAUCAGUGCCACUCCUAUUUUCUCCCAGAUGGAUUGGGAAUUGUACCACCCAUGUAUCCCUGCAGUAAACCUCAGUUGUUGUUUUUGCUUUCUCCGUGGGUUGAGCUUGUUGCUGAAAUUUGUGGCACGCUCUCUACAUCUGUUUAUUGUGUAUGCUGUGUGUAGAGCAUGUCAGAUGUUCACACUUCCCUUUCAUAUGUGCAGCAGAGACUGAUAGCUUCUAAUGUGUAACAAAUUAUGAAACACAUAGUCCGGCUGUGCUUAUUGCUGUGAGUCAUCUCUGUUUCACUUGACUAAUAGUAAUUUUAAUCAUAUGUCAGUGCUAUGAGAUCUGCAUUCCAAAGCCAACCAACACACCCUUGUAGAUUUUGGCUGGCUUCUUACAGAUUAGUCAGAUCGUACUUGUUUUCUGCUUAAACUACACAAACCCGGUACAGUCGGCUUGUUGGAGUUAUUUCCUGUCUCGGUGCUUGCAAAAUUUGCCCCAGAAAUACGCCAAAAGUUGUGUUCUCAUUUCUAGUAAGGCUGGUUGUGUUUUGCAAAACUCCCUUGGAGUAGUUCCUGUUGCUCUGAAAAGGAUAACCUACAUUGCUUCCUGGAAAGACUUUAGUUAAUCAAUCAUCUAAUGCACCUCUACCAUUAAAAGACUGAUACUCUAUGAAAGUGUCUCAAACGCUCAAUCCUGCAACAUUUUUCUACACAAACCCACAAGGAGAGAACCAACAAAUGUGUUUACAGCAGGGGUCAGCAACCUUUUUCAGCUGUGGGCUGGUCCACCGUCCCUCAGACCAUGUGGUGGACCGGACUAUAUUUGGGGGGGGGGGGAAUGAAUGAAUUCCUAUGCCCCACAAAUAACCCAGGGAUGCAUUUUAAAUAAAAGGACACAUUCUACUCAUGUAAAAACCAGGGCUAUUGACUGUUUGGCUCCGAAGUGCCCUUUCCGAUUGCAUGGAGCCCGGACAGCCCCGUGGUUUUCCAUGGAUCUGAGGGCAAUGAAACAAUCGUUGAGACGGCUAGAGCGCUGGUGGCGGAUAACUCAUUCUGAAUCUGACCGGACACAGGUUAGAGCUCAACGUCGAGCCUACCAAGUGGUGAUAGCGACGGCAAAGAAGAAUUUCUUCACCGCCUCUAUUGCAUCUGCAGAAAACAGCAGCAGGAGACUUUUUCAGGUGGUUCACAAUUUAGCGGAACCACCUGCAACAUCGGGGCCCAGUACAGGCCACAUGUUCUCCUGCAAUGAUUUUGCAAAGUUUUUUGCAGAUAAAAUCGCUCAGAUUCGGGAAGAAGUAGACUCCACCGUGGGAGCAGGGCCGGGGCGGGAGAGUGCUAGAGACCUGUCUAGUCAAGUUGCGUGGGAUCAAUUCCAAUCUGUUACCUCCGAGGAUGUGGACAGGCUGCUUGGACGAGUGAAGCCAACCACCUGUCUCCUGGAUCCUUGCCCAUCCUGGCUUAUAAAAGCUAGCCGGGAAGGACUGGGCGAUGGGCUUCGUGGGGUGGUGAAUGCUUCCCUCCGUGAGGAGCCUUCCCAGACCCUCUGAAAGAGGCGGUUAUUAAACCGCUUCUUAAAAACCAUCUUUAGAUGCGGCCACGAUGGCCAACUAUCGCCCAAUCUCAAAUCUUCCAUUCUUGGGCAAGGUGAUUGAGCGAGUGGUUGCUGAACAACUCCAGGCACGCCUGGAAGAAGCGGACCAUUUGGAUCCCUUCCAGUCGGGAUUCAGGCCUCAUCAUGGGACUGAAACUGCCUUGGUCGCACUGGUUGAUGAUCUCCGGCGGGCUAGGGACAAAGGUGAGAGCUGUUUCCUAGUUCUGCUGGAUCUCUCAGCGGCGUUUGAUACCAUCGACCAUAACAUCCUUCUGGACCGUCUUGAGGGGCUGGGAGCUGGGGGCACUGUCAUACAGUGGUUCUGCUCCUUCCUCCUGGGCCGUGUUCAGAAAGUGGUGGGGGGGGGAUGAGUGUUCAGACCCCUGGGCUGUCACUUGUGGGGUGCCUCAGGGUUCUGUCCUCUCCCCCAUGCUUUUCAACAUUUACAUGCAGCCGCUGGGAGAGAUCAUCAGGAGGUUUGGGCUGGGUGUUCAUCAGUAUGCGGAUGAUACCCAGCUCUACCUCUCUUUUAAAUCAGAACCAGUGAAGGCGGUGAAGGUCCUGUGUGAGUGUCUGGAGGCGGUUGGAGGAUGGAUGGCGGCUAACAGAUUGAGGUUGAAUCCUGACAAGACAGAAGUACUGUUUUUGGGGGACAGGAGGCGGGCAGGACCAGGUGCGCAGCCUGGGAGUCAUUUUGGACUCACAGCUGUCCAUGGAGGCACAGGUCAAAUCUGUGUCCAGGGCAGCUGUUUACCAGCUCCAUCUGGUACGUAGGCUGAGACCCUAUCUGCCUGCGGACUGUCUCGCCAGAGUGGUGCAUGCUCUGGUUAUCUCCCGCUUGGACUACUGCAAUGCACUCUACGUGGGGCUACCUUUGAAGGUGACUCGGAAACUACAACUAAUCCAGAAUGUGGCAGCUAGACUGGUGACUGGGGGCGGCCGCCGAGACCAUAUAACACCGGUCUUGAAAGACCUACAUUGGCUCCCAGUCUGUUUCCGAGCACAAUUCAAAGUGUUGGUGCUGACCUUUAAAGCCCUAAACGGCCUCGGUCCAGUAUACCUGAAGGAGCGUCUCCACCCCCAUCGUUCUGCCCGGACGCUGAGGUCCAGUGCCGAGGGCCUUCUGGCGGUUCCCUCAUUGCGAGAAACAAAGCUACAGGGAACCAGGCAGAGGGCCUUCUCGGUAGUGGCGCCCGCCCUGUGGAACGCCCUUCCAGCAGAUGUCAAAGCGAUAAACAACUACCUGACAUUCAGAAGACAUCUUAAGGCAGCCCUGUUCAGGGAAGUUUUUAACAUGUGAUAUUUUAGUGUAUUUUUGGUUUCUAUGGAAGCCGCCCAGAGUGGCUGGGGAGGCCCAGCCAGAUGGGCGGGGUAUAAAUAAUAAAUUAUUAUUAUUAUAAAAAUACACUGAUUCCCGGACCGUCCGUGGGCUGGAUUGAGAAGGCGAUUGGGCCGCAUCCGGCCCAUGGGCCUUAGGUUGCCUGCCCCUGGUUUAGAGUGCAGUCCCUAACUCAACAGAUGUUAACUGAGCAGGAAAAGCAGUGGCUUUACAUUUAAUUGGGAUGGAGGGGUUGGUUUGAGUGUGCUUAGGUUUGGUAGUCAUCUAGAAAUGGCCCAAGAUGAAUUAGAAUUGACCAGCCUUUCCAACACCAGGGCAGUCUUCAUCCUGGAUAUGUAAUGUUCAGGGGGAAAUAGCAGUAUUCUGUAGUUUGGCUGGCAAUUCCAGGAGAUCUUCCUUACUAGGGCUGGGCGAUAUAUUGUCCAUUGCUGGUUUGAGGUCCAUAUUGUGAUAUCGGUUUCAUAAUUUUUGACCUGGCAAUAUAUCACAAAUCAUGGUGUGUGUGUGCGCGUGCGCGUGCGUGCACACUAUGCAGAAAUCACAAUGUGAGGAAAACCAUGAAGCCAGCCAAUGCCUCUACAUGCCUCCAUCCUUAUUUCAGACAUCAUGAUAUAUUGCAAUGUUUAGUUGGGUGAUAUAUCACGUUGUUGAAAACCAGAUACCACCCAGCCAUAUUCCAUAUCACCUACUUCUGCAUGAGAGCCAGUGUGGUGUAGUGAUUAAGAGCGGUAGUCUCGUAAUCUGGGGAACCAGGUUUGCGUCUCCGCUCCUCCACAUGCAGCUGCUGGGUGACCUUGGGCCAGUCACACUUCUCUGAAGUCUCUCAGCCCCACUCACCUCACAGGGUGUUUGUUGUGGGGGAGGAAGGGAAAGGAGAAUGUUAGCCACUUUGAGACUCCUUUGGGUAGUGAUAAAGCAGGAUACCAAAUCCAAACUCCUCCUCCUCCUCCUCCUCCUCCUCCUCCUCCUCCUCCUCCUCCUCCUCUUCUUCUUCUUCUUCUUCUUCUUCUUCUUCUUCUUCUUCUUCUUCUUCUUCUUCAUGCUCUGGUUCUCUUUCUCCCCUUUCUUUCUCCUCCCAGCAAAAAGGCAAACCUGUUUCUUAUCACCCCCAAACUAAUAUACCUUGUUCUGCCCUCCAGCUCUAGCCUCGAGACGUUUUGAGCUUUGGUGCUGCCUUCAACGGCUGGUGUUUUGGAUGUUAUAGGGAACGUUCCUCUAGGAAGUAUUCAAGAGAGCCUCUCCAGAUUUAGCGCAGGGUGUUUGUGCCUCCAGACCAGAGCUUGGCUACUUAAGAGCGUGCUCAGAUGAAAUCCCAAACUUCCUUUUGCAGCACUUGCACUCCCUCCAUAAGACAACCGGCACGUUGUCAUCCCGCUUUUAUUGUUGUGGAUUAGUGUUCCUCUUAAAUGGAAACAGCCCCUUUGGGUUGCUUGCCUGGUUAGCCAUGGCAGGAAGACAAACGAUUUUUACAGUAUCAGACAUGCGGUUUCCUGUCUGUGUUUAACUCUGAGCAGAACAUUGUGGCCAGCUGGUCCUCUGCUCCUCCAGACAACUGGAUAAUAGCCUGUAAUAAUUUUGUCUUUUGGACUGCCAUCCAGAUGUACCCUUCAUGUGGCUCUUGUCUUGUGCAUGUGUGCUCUUGCUGCUAUAGUGGGGCGUGCAUUUCCCUGCACAGACUUUCUGCUGUAUUUAAUUCAGAUAAGAUUGGGCCAUGCGUUUUGUCUAUAGCCGAGGUAGGGGACCCAUCCCAGAUGUUGGAUUGCAACAUCCAUCACCCCUCACCAUGUUGGCUGGGUCUGAUGAGAGCUGGAUUUAAACAACUACUGGUUUGUCAAUACCAGCAAAGUGAGUUGCCUUCAUGUGAAUGGUCUUUGAAAGCAUUUUGUUUGGUUGGGGAUUUUGCCCCCAGCUUCCCUCCUCCCCCAACUGUUUGUGUGUACAGUGGUACCUCAGGUUACAUACACUUCAGGUUACAGACGCUUCAGGUUACAGACUCUGCUAACCCAGAAAUAGUACCUCGGGUUAAGAACUUUGCUUCAUGAUGAGAACAGAAAUCGUGCUCUGGCGGCGCGGCGGCAGCAGCAGGAGGCCCCAUUAGCUAAAGUGGUGCUUCAGGUUAAGAACAGUUUCAGGUUAAGAACGGACCUCCAGAACGAAUUAAGUACUUAACCCGAGGUACCACUGUAUGUGUAUAUAUAAGUGUACAGUGGUACCUUUGUUCUCGAACUUAAUCCAUUUAGGGAGUCCGUUCGACUCCCAAAACCAUUCAGAAACCAAGGCAAGGCUUCCAGUUGGCUGUAGGAGUGUCCUGCAGCCAAUCGGAAGCCGCGCUGGACGUUCGGCUUCUGAAAAGCGUUCGCAAACUGAAACACCUGCUUCUGGGUUUGUGGCAUUUGGGAGCCGAUUUGAUUGACAAAUAAGCCAUUCAAGAACCAAGGUACCACUGUUUUGUUUUCCUUAAAAGCUUACUAUCAGCUUGAAAUGCCAAACAGUUAAAGAUGUACUGAAACGCUUGCUUAUGUCUAAAUAAGGAGAAAGGUGUGUAUGUUUGUUGCGAAGAGACAAAAAAUCAUGAGUGCAGAAACAGGUUCUGAUUUCUCAAAGACACUAGGCACUCCUUUUUAAUUAAAUAACUCCUAACAACUGGUGAGUUACAAAGGAACUGCCAUCCUUAAUCUUGUGGAAGCUGAGAUUUCUAACCCCAGUCUCUCUAAAGGCACAUUUCUCCAUGUUUAAAUACGAUUGUCAGUAAUAGUAGUUAUUGAGAGCCCCCAAGCAACCUGUCAUUUGAAAAUAUUUGCAAUGGGUAGAAUUAAAUCUAAAGACUGCAUGCCUCGUAUAUUUUUAUUUUUAAACUGACACUUUUUGGGUGGGCGGGAAAAUGGGAACUCGGCAUGUGCUGAAAUGGAUGUGAUUCAUUUUGAUAAAGGCAACUUUUAACCACACUCUGUGAGUCAGUUUGAUGCUCUUUUAAGCUUGCACAAUCCCAUGUUGUUAAAUGUUAUACAGAGAUGUGGAGUGGUGGUGAGGGACUUUCAUGGGGAAACAGAUUUGAGACUGAGUGGUAUCCUUUGGUUUAGGUUAUGGGCUUCCUUUGCCAAACCAAAUUGUGUCAGUCUGGCAGACGACCUGCACAAACUGGAACUUUGAGCGCGGUGGUAUUACAGUGGAAAACUUUGUCUUCAAAAGCAAAGUAUAAUGCCAAUGUGCUUUUAGUAGCUCUUUAUAUAACUCUUUUCAAAGAAACAUCCCGAUUUUGGAAGGAAAGGCUAAGAGAGAACAUUUCUUUCCAAAAUGGGGACUGGGGAGCAGCAAAAAGUAGAAAUUAAGGUGUAAGAUUCUACGUGGCAUGCCGAAAGAAAGAAUUCCCAGCUGGAUAGCUCAGUUGGUUAGAGCAUGGUGCUGAUAAUGUGAAGGUUGCAGGUUCAAUCCCUGUACAGUGGUACCUCUAGUUGCGUUCACCUCCAGUUAUGUAUCCUUCAGGAUACAUAUGCGAAAAACCUGGAAGUAUUUUCCUGGGUUUUGCUGCACACACAUGCGUAGAAGCGCUAAACCGCACCCUGUGUGUAUGCACAGAAGUGCUAAACCACGCAUGCGCAGAAGCAGCACCUCUGGUUGCGAAUUCCUCAGGAUGCGGCUGGACCUCUGGAACAGAUCCCGUUUGCAACUGGAGGUACCACUGUAUAGGACAAUUGCAUGUUCUUGCAUUUCUUUGGAUUAGAAUCAGCUGUUCUCAACCUGUGGGUCCCCAGAUGUUGUUGGACUACAACUCCCAUCAUCCCUGAACUCUGGCCUUGCUAGCUAGGGGUGAUGGGAGUUGUAGUCCAACAACAUCUGGGGACCCACAGGUUGAGAACCAAUGGAUUAGAUGAUCCUCAGGGUCCCUUCCAACUCUACAAUUCUAUGAUUCUAUGAAUUUUAACUGAAAUAGGUUGUUAGCUGGUGACAUCCAUCUGAAAGAGAUGAAAGCUACACUUCUCAUGCACGUAAACACAAUUUAUUGUCUUUAUGUAUAAAAAAAGAACCCUGCAUUUAUUUUGCCUAAACUGGUCGGCCAUUUUCAGGGCCGCUAGUGUGCCAUUUGCGGCAACGUUGCUUCUGCUGCCUUUCUGCACUGCUGGAUUUCACUUCUCUCCCUUCCCCAGCUAAUCCUGCUUGUCUCUGCCCCCCUCCCUCGGCCAUUGCUCUUACUUCCUCUGCUGCCACUUACAAUAUUUCUGAGGCCAUCCUCUUAACAUUUUACUCUAAGCAAAGGGUCCUUCCUCAGAGCGAGGGAUGCAAGUGGCCACAAAGAGCGCACUGCUCCCGCUGCAGCAAAUACCUUUUUAAAGUUUAACAACAUUGAACCUUAAGUUUUUUGUGUUUUGCUACAGUAGCAGUGCAGGACGCGGGUGGUGCUGUGGGUUAAACCACAGAGCCUAGGAUUUGCCGAUCAGAAGGUUGGCGGUUCGAAUCCCCGCAACGGGGUGAGUUCCCGUUGCUCGGUCCCUGCUCCUGCCCACCUAGCAGUUCGAAAGCACAUCAAAGUGCAAGUAGAUAAAUAGGUACCACUCCGUCGGGAAGGUAAACGGCAUUUCCGUGCGCUGCUCUGGUUCGCCAGAAGCGGCUUAGUCAGGCUGGCCGCAUGACCCGGAAGCUGUAUGCCGGCUCACUUGGCCAAUAAAGCGAGAUGAGCGCCACAACCCCAGAGUCGGCCACAACUAGACCUAAUGGUCAGGGGUCCCUUUACCUUCGCCUUGCAGUAGCAGUGCAGGCACCCUCAGUGGCCAACUCAGCCACAGUGGCUUGCUCUGAGGAGGGACCCCUUUCUUAGAGUGGGGUGGGGUGGGCCUAGGAAGUCCUGUUGAGCACCACGGGUUACUCCAUGGCUAGUAGGUAACAGUAACAGUGGCGGCAAUAGCAGCAGCAGCAGCAGCAGGUGAGAGGCCCCAUGAGUAAGAGGGUGCAAUCUGUUCUUCUGGUCCAUCAGUAGAGGCACCCAUAUCACCAUGCCUCAUUCUAGCUCCAGCUAGACGUAAAAGAUAAAGGUAAAGAACCCCUGGACGGUUAUGUCCAGUCAAAGGCGACUAUGGGGUCGUGGCGCUCAUCUCGCUUUCAGGCCAAGGGAGCCGGCGUUUGUACACAGACAGCUUUCCGGGUCAUGUGGCCAGCAUGACUAAACCGCUUCUGGUACAACAGGACACCGUGACGAAAACCAGAGCGCACAGAAACACUGUUUACCUUCCUGCCACAGUGGUGCCUAUUUAUCUACUUGCACUGGCGUGCUUUUGGACUGGUAGGUUGGCAGGAGCUGGGACAGAGGAACGGGAGCUCACCCCGUCGCAGGGAUUCGAACCGCCAACCUUGUGAUCGGGAAGCCCAAGAGGCUCAGUGGUUUAGACCACAGUGCCACCCGCAUCCCAUCCAGCUAGAGGUUCUUUUUUACUCUCUUUGUCCUGUGUGUCCAUCUACUAUCUUGAAUUAAAGAACAAGUAUUGCAUAAUUUUCCAGGAGGAAUUUAUAAUCUCAUGUUAUUAUUGAUGGCUUUCUUAAAUAAAAAAUGCCUCUGCUUCAAAUAUAUAUAUUUGCAUUCCUGCAUAACCAAAGCCUAUAAAAAAAUCAAGUCUCUUUAAAACUUAACAAGUUCACAAUGAAUGGGGGGCUGCUCCUCUGGCUGCAUUCACAUGGCUUCUUGUUGUUUAUCCAUAGUUGGUGUGCACUGCUGAGUCACUAACUUCUGUUUCUCCCCUCUCCUGUUGCAAGCAGUGGUUUACCGUUACAUUACAAAUGUGGGCAGCAUGUCAAAAAGCGUGUUGGGGAAUAGUUCCCUAGCCUCCUUAGCUUAUUUCUUCAUUUUCUGUAUAUUUCUGGCAGGGUGAGGUGCUGAGCAUUCAGACAUGUGAUUUUCCAUCAUCUCUCUGAAUUGCUUCCCUCUUGAGAAGGGCCUACCUUCUCUUGUGACUUCUCUGAACACGUACCUUAGUUUGAAGUCUUAACCUGUCAGGAGCGUUGCUUAGAAACUGACUUUACAGGCACCUCAGCUGAGCCGGAAAAAUUACUUUUUUAAAACAGUGCGUUGGAUUGUCAUGCAAAUUGCCUACACGCUAAACAUAAUUUGCCCAAAUGUUCGUCAUUUGUAGUUGUCGGGCAAUUUGGCUAAACAAAUCAUUGCCGGUGUAUCGAUUUACUGUAAUUCUGCAGAACACAGUUUGUUCUCGGAGCGGCGUGAUCUCCCCUUUCUCACCCAUUUAUGGGAUUAUGUAAGCUUCAGAAACAACUAAGGUGAACUACUAAGGCUUUAGAUGCUCGAAAGGAGUACGGGAAGGUAAAAAGCAGGGGAAACAUUUCACAAGCAAGGGGAAUAGGAAAGGAAUUUAAAUAAUUUCCUGUGUACGAACUUAGCACUGUAGCUUGCUUAUGAGGCUACCCUUAGAUUUCAGUUUAACCUUGCCGUGUAAGUGUUAAUGAGCGGAGAGGAUUGGAAUAUCCAGAGCACAUCAAUGCAUUCAUGUGCCUAUUCAUGCACAAGAAUUCUAGACUGAAUAAUGUCCCAAAUAACAGAGAGGUAUAUGAUGUUUGAGAAAGGUGGUGUCCUGGCAAAACAGACAGUGACAAAUGAGGGGGGCACAAUAAAUUGGUGGUGUGAAUACCAUAUUUUUUCCAUGUGUAUACCCCUGUGUAUAAGAUAACCCCUAUUUUUUGGGGACUCCAAAUUAAGGAAAUGGGGGUGGGGGUGGGGAUUGCCCAGAGUUGUUGAGCUUUUUUUGGUUUUUUGGGGGGGAUUACUGACAACAACAACAAUCUUUAUUACGGUCCAGAGAGCCAGCAAAUCGUUACAAAGCCGUACACAAUUCAUACAGCCUACCUUCAGGUUAAACAAGCAUUUUGUUCAGAAUAUAGGGAUCACUGGUUCUUGCAACCACCGAUAAAAACUUUGCCACUGCUAAUGUUCUAGCAUUUGUCUGGUCUUCCAAUAGGAACCUGACAUAGUGAGCCUCUGAUUUUCCCAGGAAAGGUACCAGCAAGUAUCAGUUCAGCCCUGGCUUGCUCAUAUUUUGCACAGUGCAACAAAAUAUGUUUUAUGGAAUCAAUGUCUUGAGCACACGAGCAAAGUCUGUCCUGGUAGGGAACUCCUCUCAACCUGCCAUCCAACACUGCAGAAGGCGUUUAAUCUGGCUUUGGUGAAAAGCCUUCGAUAGUUUGGUACUGUCAGGUUUUUAAUGGAAGAUGUUAACUUAAAGACAUGCCCAUAUUGUACCCCUACUGCCAGCGGACUACAGACUGUGUGUGAUUGAGAUCGCAAGUCACUGUGUGCAUUAUCCCAUAAUCUUUGCUUUAAUAUCUUUUGGGCGCCUUCAUAACCCAGGUAAUACAGUUGGGGGGAACAGACCAAUAGAGGUGGCUUUUUUAGCCAUGGUUUUCUGCCAUUUGCUGACAAAUUCCUCAUUGGUCAGGUGUUGGUACAAACCCUUCCCUAGAUCAAACACUGAAAUCCUGAUUACUGACAAUCACUCACCCUCCUGACCGCCGCUGCCAAUCGCAUGCCUCAGCAAAGCCACCAAUCAUCUGCCCACUCACCACCAGCAGCCGCCAAUCGCCUGCCCAAUUACUGCAGCAGCAGCCAAUCGCCAGCAGGCCUUGCCACAGCCACCAAUCACCGGUUACAAUGUCCUGCUCGUGGCUGCCAUGAGCUGCCACCAAUCGGCCAUCCCCCCUCUGCACUAUCCUUGUGCAAGACGACCCCCAAUUUUCAACAUUUUUUAAUAAUAAAAAAACACUGUCUUAUACACGGAAAAAUACGGUGUUUGUUAUAUUUUGGAAGGUGGGCUGAGUUAUCGUCAACUAUAUCUUCCUGUGCACCAUUAGGAUUGAUAGGUCACUAAACCAUAAUGGAGAACAGGACUAUGAAUGGUUGCUAGUCAUUAUGGCUGUAUCCUACAAGAUGCCGCCCACUUCCAAGGGAUACAGGAUAUAUCCAACAUCGGCAGUUUCUGCUGGAAAACAGGCCAUGGCCCCUUGGAACAUGGGUGGCACUUGCCUUUACAUCUCCCAAAGUAAAUAUUAUUCAUUUUUGCCCUGAAUUGUAUCAUCAGUUUUAAUUCAAAUAAAAAAGUGUGCUUUGGCUGUUGGGAACUUGGGAAACUGUGCUCUUGAUUAUUUUUAAGGAUGGAUCGUAAGCGCAGUGUAAUUUCCUUUAGAGCUAGAAUUUACAGUAUUCAUUCACUUAACGUCAUUCCAAGAAGUACCACAUUAAACCUCAAGCGUUAAAAGGGUUGCAGCCUGUUACUUGUACAAUGAGUCUGCUCAUUUGGGGAUUUUGUGUGUGUGUUUGUUUUACAUAGUUCUCGGUUCUGUUUAUAAGCUUUGCACCAAUGGCAUUAAAACAUCCUCAACAGUAUGUAACUAUAGGUCAGACUGACGUUUACCAUAAUCGGAAGGGACCCUGCUAGCCAUAUGGUGGCCAGUAGAUUGCCAUGUUUGGAAACACCCUGGAAAUAGGCCUUUUCAGCUGCAGUGCUAACUCUCUGGAAUACUCUCCCAAAAUAAAGCCAGGAAGCUCUUUCUGAGGCUCCAAAUGUCUUCUAAAAAUCCAGUUGUUCUCCUAGGCCUAUUUGGAUGAUUGAGGGUGCUCUCCUCCUUAGGCGCCAUUUGAAUUUAUGGAAUUGUAGCAAAGCAUUUAUUGCAUUCUGAUCUUUAUUUGUAUUAUUUUAUUUGUUUGUAUUGUAUUCUGAUUUUUUUAAGUUUCUACAAAUGGUAAGGAUUGGGAGACUCUACCAAAAAUGUUAAAGCAAUGUAUAUACAUUUUCUUAAUAAAUUAUCAAAUGCACGCCCCAUAAGGAGGACUUUGGUGGAUCAGGUCAUCUAAUGUACCUCUGUGUUUUGUUUUUCAUUUUUCAAAAUACUGAAAUGGGAGAGUGGGAAGAGGAAUCUCAUUUAUGAGGAUAACUCUCAUCCUCCAAAAAGUGAGCUUUGCCAACCUUGGUACUGAAUUCCAUAAAAUGAAAUAAUCUUGCCCUGGCUGACGCACGUGAUAGAAUUUGCACUGCUAAGACAAAAGUCUUUAACGCUGCAGAGUUGUCACAGAAGAGAUUUCAAUAAUUGCAGGUGGAUCUAACUAACACUGGCAAAAAAGUAAUUUUGGGAACUUACGCAGAAUCAAACCAGAGGUGAAUAUAAUAAUGGAGGUUAAUGUGUAUCAUCUGCGGAAAUGUAGCCAGUCUAGAGUGAUCGAUUUGUUCCAGAAAAUUAUUAGCAAACAGUAGCAGAUAACGUAUACUAAACAUAUACAAGUUGAAGGAUACUAGUUAUACAAGUUAGAGGAUACUAUAUAUAUAUAUAUAUAUAUAUAUAUAUAUAUAUCGUCUUGUUUCUUAAUAAUUUAUCAGCACUCAACAAAACAGCCUUGGAGACGUUAAUAAUCUGUUGUAGUUUUAACAUCUGCUUGCAACUGGUUUAUACUCUGCCACAAUAGGUCCAUCUGUUAUAAUAGUCCACGAGUGUACAGUUAUUAUCAGAGUACCAGUAUGAUCCACUAUCCCCAAGAUUCCCUGCCUCUAGGGGCAGCCCCUACCCUAAAACCCACAAAAACCCCAGAAGCAAGCGAAUCCGUAGUGCGAUGCUGACACUGAGGCUACAGUUUCUAAAUAUACUUGCCUAGUAAGCUUUUCAAACACAUUCCAGUUUGCAGCACAUUGAGAGUCGGAACAGGCAAGUGUGAUGGCUGUCUUUGUACACACCUGAAUUGAAGGCAAGGAAGUCCAACAGAGCUAUUUUUGUUCCAUCGUUUUCCCCCCCUUCUCACCUGAUGUUCAGUUACAUCCAUCUAAAGCUGUCGAAAAAGAGAAUUUUGUUAUUUAAACAAAAGUACAUGAAUUUAAGUGGCUUGGGCUUGAAUUCUGGACACCAUGUCAUUUGCAUAGGCAUACUUAAUGUGAUUAAGAAUGACUUGCAUUAGUGUUUCAGCUUUGCAUAUUGGAGAGUGGGGGAGAUGAGAGAUUUUUUACUACCACCACUUUUUGGGAGGAAUGCUUCCUUUGCUGCUGGACUAUGUUGGAGGGUCAAGGGCAGGGAUCAGCAACCUUUUUCGGUCAUGGGCCAGUCCACCAUCCCUCAGACCUUGUGGGGGGCCAGACUACAUUUAGGGGGGAAAAAAUGAACGAAUUCCUAUGCCCCACAAAUAACCCAGAGAUGCAUUUUAAAUAAAAGCACACAUUCUACUCAUGUAAAAACACCAGGCAGGCCCCACAAAUAACCCAGAGAUGCAUUUUAAAUAGAAGGACACAUUCUAGUCACGUAAAAACAUGCUGAUUCCUGGACCGUCCGCGGGCUGGAUUGAGAAGGCGAUUGGGCCGCAUCUGGCCCCUGGGCCUUAGGUUGCCUACCCCUGGUCAAGGGCAAUUGCUAUACGAAAGUGGAAGAUCACAGACAGGAGAUUACAUAAGGAACAAUGUUGGAAGGGGUGUGUGAUAAUGACAAAAACCCAUGUCUCCCGGCACCUCGCCAUCACGUUUGACCAGGAGGCCCUGUUUCGUAACAGUGGCGUUCACCUUUUGGACAUGCGCAUUGAUUUUUGGCUGGCCAAUAUGGUGGAGGGCAUUAAGUGUUGGCGGUGAGCCUUUGGCUCAAUUGGCGGUUAAGCAUUGGGUAAGCCGCCUUGUGGGAGGUGAGAUUUUUCCUUCGCCUGCCUCUCCAUGUUAAGGGUUUCCCAUUAAAGGGAUCUGGGGGUGUGGUUCCUGUCCGAAGCCUGGGCGUGGGCUAGGGCUAUGCCACGACCCCAACAGUGACCCUGGGGGUGCUCAAUUGAUGUACAUCAUAGGGAUCCCCCUUCUAGUGGUUGAUCCUUAAGAGACUUCCUGCAGUCAGACAGGAGUCAGGAUAUAGUCUUGCUUCAACCCAUUGCCUAAGCCAAACCGCUCACAUCUUAAACCAAUAAAGUUGUGGCCUUAUUUAUCCCAUUAGCCCAAUAUACUUGUGUUUGUGUAUUUAUUUUGGGGGGAGCUAGGGGGGCUUGGGCAUCGCCAUGCAAGCAGGACCUGAGUCCCCAUUUGGGAUUCCCAGCAACUGUUAUUUAGAAACAAUGGCUCCAGAUCCAGAUUCUGUCAUACUUCAUUAGACUCUGAGCUUACCCACACUUCUGCUUGUCCUGUUCUUUCAAAGCAUGGAUCCGAACCGUUUUCUUCUUGUCCUGUGCUUUCUAGGCUCUGGUCUGGGCAGUUUUGCCCCCACUGGUUUCCCCCAGAAAACUCGCUCUUUAGUACUAAAUCGGAACAAAUAGCAAUCCGCAGAAAAUCUGAUUGCUGCUUCUUCCUAUUCAGCACUAAACCAUGGAUUUUCUUGGGGGAAAGUGGCGAAGUGAACAGAAGUAUGAAUGAACCUUAACUCAAGUCCCUUUGAUUUCAAUGAGUCUACUCUGUGUAUGAAUAAGGCUGCCACCUGUUGAAUUCAGUGAAGAAAGUCCCAUAUACGUGGAUUUAGGAUUGCGGCCAAAGUCUGGAUCUAACUCCAUAUCCUUAAUUAUGGCUAGGGAGUCUUUUUCAGUCUAAAGGCCAGAUCUAGUACUAACCCACCCUCUGUGGGCCAUUUUUGACAGAUGAUUCUGAUUUCAGCCUGCCUGUGGUUUUUCGGUAAAAGCCAGCAGCCGAGACUUGUAUCCAAGAUAAGCCUCUCUGCUUGCUGCCUUUUAAAGAGCAGACGGGGGCUUAUCUCUGAGCGUAGCACUAGGGUUCUUAAUGCUAAAAACAAAGAUGAGAGAUCUCUGAACUCAGCAAUUAGUGCUUAGAUUGAAGAUACCAGAUUCCUGUGCCUGGCGUCAGAUAACUGACAGGUGGUGUCAGGGGUAGGUUUGAUGAGGCCCUAAGCCAGGGGUCAGCAAACUUUUUCAGCAGGGGGCCGGUCCACUGUCCCUCAGACCUUGUGGGGGGCCAGUCUAUAUUUUUUGGGGGGAAAUGAACGAAUUCCUAUGCGCCACAAAUACCCCAGAGAUGCAUUUUAAAUAAAAGCACACAUUCUACUUAUAUAAAAACACCAGGCAGGCCCCACAAAUAACCCAGAGAUGAAUUUUAAAUAAAAGGACACAUUCUACUCAUGUAAAAACACAUGCGCGGGCCGGAUUUAGAAGGCGAUUGGGCCGGAUCUGGCCCUCAGGCCUUAGUUUGCCUACCCAUGCCCUAAGCAACUCAAGGUAAUGGGACCCUUUAUAUGUCCAGCUGUCCUUUGUCAACAACAAAUUGUUGCUGUUUUUUGUGUUGAAUAUAUGCUAUAUGGUCAUUGAUGGACCUAAUAGAUAUCUAAAGCCAUUUGCACAUAACAAAAUAUGUAUUUUAUCAAAGUAAUUGUUGAACUUAUCUUAUAUUUUGGAAAUGUACUUCCAGUUUUUUCCCUUUAAUUUUUUUGGGGGGACCCCAAGAGAGUAGGGCCCUAAGCUAUAGCUUGUUUAGCUGUAAAUCUGGCAUUGGGUGGUGUGGCUUGCCCCAAAUGGCCGUGCAAGACAAAGUCAGAUGCCUGGUUAGACCCAGGGCUGAGAGCUUCCCCUCCUGUGUCUUAAAUCAAGGGUUUGAGCCCUGGAAGACCUGCUCCCUGCCUUGCAGGCCUUUUCCCACCUGGCCUGGGAGGGAGGGGUCCUGACUGACUCCAGCUACAUGAGCUGAGGCUGCUGAACAGACUCUUGGCUUUUCUUUAGGGAUUUUGUUGCUGUUUGUGGUCCUAAAUUUUUGUAUCUUUGUUUUAGGCCUUAUUGUGAUCCAUGUGGAAAUGGUUUGAUUUGGUUGUGUACUUUUCAAUGUUCCAUUUAUUUAUUUUUUAUGACUACUUUUGUUACGUUUGCAUCUUUGUGUAAUUUUUUUCCCACGUUGAAAGCCACCUUGAACAUGGUUUUUAACCGUGGAAAGGCAUCAUACAAAUAAAAUUAUGCUUGUACAGUGGUACCUCGGGUUACAUACGCUUCAGGUUACAUACGCUUCAGGUUACAGACUCCGCUAAUCCAGAAAUAUUACCUCAGGUUAAGAACUUUGCUUCAGGAUGCGAACAGAAAUCGUGCUCUGGCAGCGCGGCAGCAGUGGGAGGCCCCAUUAGCUAAAGUGGUGCUUCAGGUUAAGAACAGUUUCAGGUUAAGGACGGACCUCCGGAACGAAUUAAGUACUUAACCUGAGCUACCACUGUAUGUAUGUAAACCAGUCAACCAGCAGACUUAAAAGCUGGCUUAGAGCCAAUAACUUCCUUUUAAAAAGGCCACCGCCAAGGCAAUACAUCAUUAACCAAGUAGCCCUGAAGAUCUUCAAAACAGGACAAGUGUGAUGCUAUUCUGUUGCUCAAGAAAACUGCUUAGUUGCUUCAAUCACAAACUACUGUAGUUUUCUCUCUUUCUCUUUGCUUGCUGCUUUCUGUCCCUUUUCCACCGCUAGUCCUCACUUCCUGUAUGAUAUCUUUCCUCUCUUAAAGUGACAGACAUUCACAGGAGCUAUUUAGAGAUGAAUCUGGGCAUUGCUUUUUUUGUGACUCGCUGCUGAAAAUGAUGGAUUACUGUAAUGGGAAAUUUUGGUGUACAGUGGUACCUCGGGUUAAGUACUUAAUUUGUUCUGGAGGUCUGUUCUGAACCUGAAACUGUUCUUAAGCUGAAGCACCACUUUAGCUAAUGGGGUCUCCCUCUGCCGCUGCACUGCUGGAGCACGAUUUCUGUUCUCAGCCUGAAGCAAAGUUCUUAACCUGAAGCACUAUUUCUGGGUUAGCGGAGUCUGUAGCCUGAAGCCUAUGUAACCCGAGGUACCACUGUACUAUUCUGUGCCGAGGAUCAGGGUCAACCAUCAUGGAGCAAUGGGAGUACCCAGAGCUGGCAACAAAUGCCCCUUCUCUCCCACAAUCCCAAUGUGAUGUCCAGAAUUCAGCCUAGAGGGACAAAGCAGUUCCUGGGCUACAUGCAGCAAGCUAAGUCUGUAUUGUGGUGCAUCUGCUGCUUGGCAGAUGCCAUGAAAGUGGUUCAUAAAAGCCCGAGUGGACAGUUAUCCAGCAGAUGGCAUGCUGAAAUCCCAUGAAGCCCAGUUGAGAUGAAUGAAACUUUCCAUCUGAGUGGGCCGUGAGAUGUUUGGAGCUGUGGGGGCUCUCAACUUUGGAGGGAUUCUGAAACAUGUCUUUAAAUACUACAUGGAGUUUAGUCUGGACUAUGGGAAAGGGGCUGAUUUGUUGAAAAGGGUCAAAAACAUUACCAAGCUGGAGUUCCCACGAGUGGAAGGUGAAUAUGAAGAAGAGCUGCGGAAGGGACAUGGAAGGGACUUAAGGGCCUCGGAUAUAAGGUUACCAGGUUAAUGCGUUAGAUCGAUGGGAUAAAAACCCGGGACCAGGAGGAAGGGACGCUGGAUGAAGAUUGGAUUGUUUCUAUUUCUUUUUUUUUACUACUAGGAUUGUUUUAUAAAACUGAUGACUGUUAGAAAAAUGUUGGAACGAAAUUACUUGGCUCUAGCAAAAAUGUUUAUUUUUUUCAUCCAUUAUUAUUAUUUAAUUUAAUUGCAUUAGCAUACAGCCAUAGCAAAAUAAGAUAAUACAAAAAAUGUUGGGGACAAGCAACCAAGCGAAAUUCAAAGCAAUAUUGCUGGCGUAAUGACAUUUAAAACACCCUAAGACAAUAAUACAGAGAUUUGGUUGCCAGCGCCAAAAGACUAAUAUGCAGAUAUAAAUAAAGCAUAAAAAGGCCCCAAAAUAGGCUCAGCACAUUGAGUUAAAAAGGUAAUAAAAGAAUUAAACAGGUCCAGGACUAGGGCACACUACCCUGUCAGAGUAGCCCUGAGUUUCAGAGCCUGCACUGUGAAGAUUGCCACCCCACGUGAAAUUUGGGGAUUUGCGUCCACAAGAAGUGCUUUCAGACAGUCUUCCUUAGAUGAAAUGGAGGACGGGAUCAAGAGGAGGAGCUUAGGUCUUAUUGGGUCAUAAAUAGGGCAGUAGAAAAAGAAAUGUAUGAAGUCCUCUACUUCAUUCAUUGUGCAUGGACAUAGACGCUGAGUAAUAGGGGUCUUAGAGUAGGUCCCCUGCAGGAAGGCCGUGGGUAAAGAAUGAAAACGGGCCAUUGUAAACGCUCUUCUCAAAUUGGGCUCCGUCAGGUCUAUCAAGUAGUUGGCAAGUGAUCUUACCACUUUCACUUUAGGGAGCCACAUGGAGAGGCGAGCUGAGGUGGACUGUGCCCGGUCCAUGGCCUCAUCUCUUAUAAGAAUCCAGGCCCGGAUUUUAUGGUGGUCCCAAGAUGACAACGUGUCGAAUUCUGGGAGGGAGUAGCGUACGAUAAUAGUCUCCAUGGCCUUGGACCAUUUGUUGGAGUGAGAACAAGUUAAAAAGGCUUGCCUGGCUAGUAGGGAACCUGGGGCAUUGAUUAAUUUACAAUAAAAACUAAUAAUUCUAAUGUGGGCUCUCGCAACAAUGGAUGGGAGGCCCAGUUCUGUUCUUAACUGAGCAGCAACCGAGCCCUUGGGGAGACCCAGUAUCUUUCGUGCAAAAGAGUUUUGUAGAAUCUCCAGCCGUUGUAGUGUUUUUAAAUUCCACCCCCAGAUUUCAACCCCAUACAGUAACAUCGGGAGGACUUUGCUAAUAAAUGCUUUUCUGAUUGGUGGAACCAACUGGCCGCCUUUUGCAUAGAAGAAUUUCUCCAAGGCUUUGAUGGUUCUACGGGCAGCCAGGAUGGUCAUAUUUAGGUGAGCUGACCAGCUAAGCCCAUGCUGAAAAGUGAUUCCCAAAUACUUGAAAGCUGAGCAAUAUUCAAUAGAGUGGCCCUCAAAGUUCCAGAAUGACUUCCGAGUUUUCGUGCCAAAAGUAAGAAUUUUGGUUUUGGCGAAAUUGAUUUUGAGGGAAUUGGUAUCACAAUAUGUCAUGAGCCCUCUGAGCAUGUUGUUUAAGCCCUGCUUGGUUAAAGACAGUAUCACCAUGUCGUCCGCAUAGAGUAAUAUGGGGAUCUUAAGCUGUUGUAGAGAGGGGGCAGAUUGAUUUAGGGCCUGCAUAGUUGUAACGAUGUCGUUGAUAUAGAAAUUGAAUAGAAAAGGGGCCAAGAGGCAACCCUGUUUGACCCCUUUAUUCAGAGGGAAAGAAUCAGAAAGAGCUCCCAGGGGGCCGAAUUUUACUCUGGCCGAUAUGUCAUUAUGAAUUUCCAUAAGAAGAAGGAGGAGUCUCUUAUCUAUGUUGGUGUAACUAAGCUUCUGCCAUAGCCUAUCUCUGGGAAUGGAGUCAAAAGCGGAGGUCAGGUCCACAAAAGCCGCGUGUAGUUUGCAGUUAAACCUGUUUAGGUAUUUAUCAAUCAGGGUAAAUAGAACAAGACAUUGGCCAGAUGUACUGUGACCUUUACGGAAGCCAGCCUGUUCCGAGUGGAAUAGCUUUGUUUCUUCUGCCCACUCGAUUAAUUUCUCUAGCAAGAAUCUAGAGUAAACCUUGUAUGAUAUGUCUAGCAGGCUGAUGGGUCGAUAGUUACGCGGAUCUUGUGGGUCCCCCUUUUUUAUGUAUUGGGAUGACUAUGCUCUGUUUCCAAUUUGGCGGGAUCUUAAGAGUGGCAUUAAUAGUGGUAAAGAGAGAUGCAAAGAUAGGGGCCCACCACAUCUGGUUCAAUAAGAAUACCUCUGGUGGAAUCAUAUCCUCCCCCGGGAUUUAUCCCUGAUAACAUGCUAAUUAGUUGUACACAUCUCUCUGGGGAGACUGGCUCCCAGGUGGGCAAGGCAGAUGCAGGAAGAGUGGAAACUGCGUUUACGUCGGAAUCUGGGGCGGAGUACAGCUGAGCAAAGUGAGAGUGCCAACUGGCUGCUGUGAUGUUAUUAACGAUGAAUGAGGGGGGUCUUAAACCUGCAUUAAUUAAAUUCCAGAAUUUCUUGUCAUCACGGGUUUUAAUGGCCACUGACAAUGCCGUCCAGCGUUCUUUCGCAAAGAUCAAUUUCUUAUGUUGGAGCAACUUCUUGUAGUAAGAACGGAAUUGGGCUAACUCCCUGAUUUUGCUCUGGGUGCUGUCUGAUUUCAUAUCAGACUGAAGAGAUCUAAGCCUACUUCUGCACUGUUUGCAUUCUUGGUCGAACCAAGUUUGAUUCUUCCAGGUUAGACUCGCACGGGAGGGUUUCGUAAGUGAUGGGAGCAAGUAGGCUAGAAUUUGUUGGAAACUUGAGAAAUGAUUCACAUUCAUUGUUACCAGCUGAGCUUUCAGGGCUAGGAUCUCAGGGGAAUUUAGGAGGACUUUUAUGUCUUGCUCCAGAUAGAUAUCCCACUUCUUACGACCGGGGGCUAGGGUCAGUGAAUCCUGGAGGAGGAGUGAGCUGGGGAGCCCCAGAUUACUUGGCUCUAGCAAAAAUGUUUAAAAUAAGAUUUAAGUUUUAAGGUUUUUUAUAAGAUAAGAUGAAAAUAGAUAAAGGUAAUGUAAUGACAGAAUAUUAUGAAAUAUGGAAAGGAUUUGCUGCGAUAAUUAAUAACUGGGAUACAAAAAAAGGGAGGAGGAGGAGGUCAAAGAAAGAAGGUAAUGAAAGUUGAAGAUUUGAGAAUGUUGGUUUUAUUUUUAUAUGUUUGUGGUGUAUUUUUGUUUUUUGAAUUUGUAUUGUUGGAUGUGGUUUGUUUUCUUUUUCUCUUUUUUGUUUCUUUUUUCUUUCUCUGCUUUGUCUUUUUUUGUAAUUUUAAAAAUUUUCAAUAAAUAUCAUUUAAAAAAAAGAAAGAAAGAAACUUUCCAUCUGAGACCCCAUUUAAAGCGGUUGAGUAUUUUCGCUAGGCCACUAAAUGUGGUGUAGUCAUACAUUUUGGGUGACAUUAAAUAACCCAGAAAAAAACCCCCAGUAAGUGUUUGUCCAUGCUGAACCCCUCAUCCCAGGGACUGCAAAUCUUUCUUUAAUUUCAGACAAUUCCAGCAAGAGGGGGGAAGUGUUAAACACCCCCUUUCCUUUUUUUGCUUCUAAUAACCAUUCUCCAAGCAGUUUUUCUUGUACAAAAAAAGGGGUGUGCCAAGCUAUGGGUUUUUGUUUUUUUAAAACAUGUAACAUGUAGUUCACACCUAGUUUGAAUCUUCAUUGAUUUUCUUUCACUUCCUUAACUUGUGGCAUCCUGUGGAAAACUGCUGACUUUUUGUUAUUUUUUUUUUAAAAAGCUUUUAUUCUCGUUUGUGCGUGUGUGCGUUUGUUUCAGCAUCUCCUCUCUUGACUUGAUAACAUUUUAGUUUACUUGAAAAAAAAGUUUAGUAUUUUAAUAAAAUAAAAUAGUUGAAUGCCUCUGCGGGAUUCCCCUAAGCAUUUUGGCUCCCCCACCCUCAAAAUAGUUGAAAUUUCUACUGCGAACUGAAUUGCUAGAUAGAAAACGCAAGUGUGUGAUGACACAAGCCGCUCAUUCCACUGUGGUUGAAAGUUCCAUUGUGCCUCUUACUCAGACUAGAUUUUCAGCUGUUGAGAGAGAGUUUUGCACGCACACAAACACACACGCACCAUAAUCUCAAAGUAUACAUCUUGCUUUGCUAAACUAACUUGGUCAUAACAAUAAUGGUGACACAUCCUUUAGUCUAGACUAAACUUCUUAAAGCUUUUUAUUGUUAUUUUUUAAAAGGGGGCUUACGAAACAAAGUUUCUGUGACAGCUUCCUCUUUUUCUAAAUACUGUCACAUACCGAUAGCGACAAGGAAUUACAAUCUCUGUACAGGUUCUGGCUAAAAUCACUUUUCACUGGGCUUGCGGCAGUGAGAAAUUGGUCCAGACCCACAUUCUGCAUAUAUGUUAGUGUAAGCACACUAAAUUCUCAAGUAAGCAAAAAUUGCCCUCCCCUUUGUUUUGCCCGGGAUGCGGGUGGCGCUGUGGGUUAAACCACAGAGCCUAGGACUUGCUGAUCAGAAGGUCAGCGGUUCGAAUUCCCGCGACAGGGUGAGCUCCCGUUGCUCGGACCUAGCUCCUGCAAACCUAGCAAUUCGAAAGCACGUCAAAGUGCAAGUAGAUAAAUAGGUACCGCUCCGGCGGGAAGGUAAACGGCGUUUCCGUGCGCUGCUCUGGUUCACCAGAAGCAGCUUAGUCAUGCCGGCCACAUGACCCGGAAGCUGUACGCCGGCUCCCUUGGCCAGUAAAGCGAGAUGAGUGCUGCAACCCCAGAGUCGGCCACGACUGGACCUAAUGGUCAGGGGUACCUUUACCUUUACCUUGUUUUGCCCAAAUCUAUUUUUACCGAAAUAGAGGAGAAAAAAUAACAACAGCAUUGCCUGAACUGGUGGUUUGUUUGGUUUUUGCCACUGUAUAUACAGAGGAGCCCAUUUGGUAUGUAUUCAGUGGGAUUUGAGUGGCACAGUUGAAUGAUGCUUGAGAAACAGAAGUUUGACCCUCUUUGGGGUUUGUAGAAUUGCGAAGGUUUUGCAGAUUCCCCUUGUAGGUUAAAGUAAACUACAGUAAAAUGCCUCUAUUGCCGUAGCACCUUUUAUCAACGCUUCAGCAAUAUUAUUUAUCUCAUUCUACCAGAUAUCACUGAAAUACCAGACGAAGACGUGAUCAGUGUGAUUUCCAAAGUUGCGCUGAUAAGCCUCGUCCCGCUGCUGGUGAUUGCCAAAGCCGUGAUCCUUAUCUUUUACUGCUACCGUAUCCAGAGGAGGAGGAAACUUAACAAGGUAUGGGAGAAGAACGUGAAGUCCAGGAAGCAUAAAGACUGCAGCGAUGUUUGCGCCUUCGUGAUAGACGACGACUGCUCUGACAUCAGCUCCACUUGCGCCAAUAACAUCAACCACAAUACUGAGCUCCUGCCCAUUGAGCUGGACACCCUGGUGGGGAAAGGGCGCUUCGCUGAAGUCUACAAGGCAAAACUGAAACAGAACACAUCGGAGCAGUUUGAAACCGUGGCGGUCAAGAUCUUCUCCUACGAAGAGUACGUCUCCUGGAAGACAGAGAAAGACAUCUUCUCCGACAUAAACCUGAAGCACGAAAAUAUCCUGCAGUUCCUCACGGCUGAGGAGCGCAAGACGGAUGUAGGCAAACAGUACUGGCUGAUCACUGCCUUCCACGCGAGGGGGAAUUUGCAGGAGUACCUUAUAAAGCACAUCAUUAGCUGGGAGGACCUCUGGAAACUAGGCGGGUCUUUGGCCCGAGGGAUCGCCCAUCUUCACAGCGAUCACACACCUUGCGGCCGACCCAAGACGCCCAUUGUCCACAGAGACCUCAAGAGCUCCAAUAUCCUGGUGAAGAACGAUUUGACCUGCUGCCUCUGUGACUUUGGGCUGUCGCUGCGGCUGGAUCCCACCCUCUCCGUGGAUGACCUGGCUAACAGUGGGCAGGUGAGCCGUACGACGGGGCAGAGGGGGGGAGCAAGGAAAGAGUCAAAGCUGGAGGAUUUAAAACAGGGCUUGGCAAAAUUGUCCACUACAGUUGUACCUUGGUUUUCAAACAGCUUGGGAGUCUGAACGAUUGGAAACCGGAAGUGAUUGUUCUGGUUUUUGAAUGUUUUUUGGAACCCAAAUGUCUGAUGCGACUUCUGUAGCUUCCGAUUGGCUUCAAGAGCUUCCUGUAGCCAAUCAGAAGCUGUGAUUUGGUUCCCAAACAUUUUGGAAGUCGAACCGGUAUGCCCCACGGUCUCUAAAUAGUAACACCCUAGUGGUCCUGGGCCCUAAGGAAGUCAGAUUAGCCUCAACCAGAGCCAGGGCCUUUUCAACACUGGCUCCGGCCUGGUGUAACACUCUGUCUCAUGAGACCAGGGCCCUGCAGGAUCUGAUUUCUUUCCGCAGGGCCUGUAAGACAGAGUUGUUCCGCCAGGCCUUUGGCUUGGAAUCAAAUUGAUCCCCUCCCCCUCUUCCUUUUUCCUUCUGUGAUGGAACUCCUAUUUGGGGACUUCCCUGGCUUUUUUCUGGCCCACGUAGGACCAGUCUGGAAAGUUGGCCUUGGUGAAGACUUGACGUUUUCAUCCCCCAAAAAGUUUUUGAUUUGAGUUCCUACUGAAAACAGGCUGCAUUUUAAUGUUGUAUUUUAAUUUUUUUUUAAAGUUGCAUUUCAAUCAAUUGUUUUUGAUUGAAGUUGUAUUUCAAUCAAUCAAUUUCUAGAACCACUGAGCACUACUUCUUAAAACCUAAAUGUUUUUAGGAAGCACUGAAAAGAGUAUCAAUAGGCAGAGAUUCCAAAGUGUUAGCUGCCCUGAGCCUGGGGAGGGUGGGGUAUAAAUAAAAUUUAAUACUAAUACUAAUAAUAAUUAAUAAUAACAAGGUACCACUGUACUGUGAUGGCUUGAAUGUGUUUGGAGGGGAGGGUUUGGACAAUUAAUUAUUGCAAGGGAUGCACAUCCUCCUCCCUUGCAUAGAUUCAUAGAGUUGGAAGGAACCCCAGGGGCCAUCUAGUCCAACCCCUUGCAGCACAUGAUCUUUGUCAGCAAAGUCUCAGUUUUCAGGAUGCAGGGAUAGGUUUUGCCCUGUACCCUAAUAGCGUCCACAAAAUGUGACUCUUUACUCUUGUUUUCCAUUUAUGAAUGGCUGUCAACUACUCGUGCUUACAAGACGUUGAAAUACCAUUGAGGGUAGUGGUUAAACCUUGCGAUCGCAGGUUUUAAUAAUAAAAAAAAACAAGCACAGAAAGCUCAACGUGUACAGUCAAACGGGUUACUCCAUCAAAAAUAAUUUUUUAACCAUUUUGUGAAUGCUGACAGGUUGGCACAGCAAGGUACAUGGCUCCCGAAGUCCUGGAAUCCAGAAUGAACUUGGAUAACGUCGAGUCCUUCAAACAAACCGACGUAUAUUCCAUGGCUUUGGUUCUGUGGGAAAUGACAUCUCGCUGCAACAGCGUCGGAGGUUUGUUUCAUGUGCUCCUUUGUGGAGUUGUAUUCUUAUGUGUUUACAUGCUACUUAGCUCUAAAGGUUGUAGGAAUCCUUCCCACCCCACCCCCAAAAUACUAUUAAUUUACUUAACAUGAGCCCUUCUCUUUUCUUUCAAGAAGCCUGGAGUAGUAGUGUGUGAUUCACACAGGUGAUCUGUCAUACAGCUUCCUGGGCUAGAUCUGUAUUUGUAUUCGAAACCAUUUCUAGAACCACUGAGCACUACUUCUUAAAACCUAAAUGUUUUUAGGAAGCACUGAAAAGAGUAUCAAUAGGCAGAGAUUCCAAAGUGUGUGGUUUGUUUUUUUUUUAAAAAAGAAGAUUUCUUAAAACUGCUGAACAAGUAAGCCGCCCAGCCAAAUGGGUGGGGUAUAAAUAUAAUACAGUUGUACCUCGGGUUAAAUACGCUUCAGGUUACAUACGCUUCAGGUUACAGACUCCGCUAACCCAGAAAUAUUACCUUGGGUUAAGAACUUUGCUUCAGGAUGAGAACAGAAAUCGUGCAGUGGUGGCACGACAGCAGCAGGAGGCCCCAUUAGCUAAAGUGGUGCUUCAGGUUAAGAACAGUUUCAGGUUAAGAACGGACCUCCGGAACGAAUUAAGUACAUAACCAGAGGUACCACUGUAAUUAUCAUUAUCAUUACAGUCAUACCUUGGUUUUCAAACAGCCUAGUUCUCGAACGUUUUGGCUCCCGAACGAUUGAAACCCAGAAGUGACUGUUCCAGUUUGCGAACGUUCUUUGGAAGCCGAACAUCCGACGCGGCUUCCGAUUGGCUGCAGGAGCUUCCUGCAGCCAAUCAGAACCCACAAUUUGGUUUCCGAAUGUUUUGGAAGUCGAACGGACUUCCAGAAGAGAUUCAUUUCGACUUCCAAAGUACGGCUGUAUUAUUAUUAUGAAAUCAGACUGUUUCACAAGUCAAUUGGUUCCAAGCCGCUGAGGGCUGUAUAUGCUGUUAGUCGCACUCUGAACUUGGUCCAGUUGCAAAUCGGCAACCAGUACAGGUCUCUGAGCACAGGUGUUGCAUGCUGACAGGGCUGGGAGGAAGGUAUGUUUUUAAAUUCUUCAGAUGGAGACACACUUUUAGGUCUUCCAAAGGUCAGUUCUAAGUUUCUGGUUUGACCUUUGCCACUGCUGCUGCUGCUUUGUGUUUUGUUUUGUUUUUGUUUCAUGAGGAAACAGAAAAGCUGGUAAGAUACUUUUCAUCAUCAUCAUUAUUGCUUUCCUUCCUUCGCGUUUGGGCUUACAGCAUUCCACAGAAUGCUCCUUUUAAGGCUGGAUGUUCUGUUUGUUGAGGAAGACUCUUUCAUCCUUGCUGAUGACGCUUCCUGUUUCUGUUUGAGGACUCUGGAAUAAUGCCUAGGGAAAGAAAAGCACUCUCCCAGCAGUGCUCCACUCAGGAAGUUGCAGAGCUGCCUGAAAUUAAAAUAAUCGGGCUUUUGUCAGGAAAGAUUGGGGGGUGAAAGAAGAAGUGUGUGCGACUUUAUCUAAGUCCCUUAUAAAUUUCCCUCCUAAAAAAAAGAGAAAAAAGUUAAAAAACAUCACGUUGCAGCAAAUGAGAGUGCAAUACCUGUGCCAAACAGGGCAGUGCUGGGGAAUUAAUAAUCACGGAAUUGCACAUUCCUGAUAAAAUAACCUUGCCAGCCAGCCAAAAUAAGCUAUUAUGAUGAUCGAUAUUAUACCUAUACGAGAAAUAAAACUAGGGCAGCUUUGCUAAAUGAGAUAAAGCAGCGUGGAUUUCCCCGAAAAGGUGCAAAGUGCGGCCGUUCCCUGCAAUCUUAUGUAUUUAUUUUUAUUACAUGUAUAGCUCACCCUUCCUCCCAGAUAUGCUCAGGGCAGCAAACCCUCAAAAAAGUUAAAAUAAAGCAAUUAAAAAUGUAGUGGAAAUGCCUGGGUAGGCAGGAAUGUGUUUAAAUUUCUUCUGCUCUGUAAUGAUGAAGGGAGGCAAGCACACUUCACCAGGGAAGGCAUUUCACAAACAGGGAGCUACCACUAAGAAGCCGCUGUCAUUGGUCCAUGUCUAUUGGUCGACAGCCACCCAGAGACACCACCAACAGAGCUUCCCCUGCCAAUCACAAGACCUGAGAUGGAUGCUAUUGGAAGACAUGCUGUUUUUAGGUACUUGGGUCCCAAGCUAUAUAGGGCUCUCUAUUCUAGUAAAGGUAAAGGUAAAGGGACCCCUGACCAUUAGGUCCAGUCGCGGAUGACUCUGGGGUUGCGGCGCUGGCCAAGGGAGCUGGCGUACAGCUUCCGGGUCAUGUGGCCGGCAUGACUAAGCCGCUUCUGGCUAACCAGAGCAGUGCACGGAAACGCCGUUUACCUUCCCGCCAGAGCGAUACCUAUUUAUCUACUUGCACUUUGACGUGCUUUCGAACUGCUAGGUUGGCAGGAGCAGGGACCGAGCAACGGGAGCUCACCCUGUUGCGGGGAUUCGAACCGCCGACCUUCUGAUUGGCAAGCCCUAGGCUCUGUGGUUUAACCCACAGCGCCACCCGCAUCCCUCUAUUCUAGUACCAACACCUUAACUGUAAUGGUAGAAUAAGUAACAAUAUAAAAUUAUAACAACUGUAAGCACACAAACUGUGAAACAUUUUGCACCUGCAGUAAGACAGGAAAGUAUGCAGGUAUAAAUAGACCCACCGUUCACUUUUUUGAUGGGAUAUACGUAGGGAACAGUUCAUGUGGCAGAAUCUCGGGAAAUGCGUCUCUUCUAGACUAUAAUGUUUGUAGAAAAUGUCUUUCCCUAGAAGGAUGGCAUAGUUAGUCAUUUUUGUUGCAGCAAAAGCAACAAAGUGCCUUGUGGCUCCUUUUGUGGCACAUUUAUUAUGGCAUAAACUUUCGAGAUUAUAGUCCACUUCCUCUGAAGCACGAGUGUUAUCCUUGAGUUACAGGAAAUCGUACGCAUGGCUUGAGGAAACUGGCGGGAGGGAGGGGAACGUUAACAAUGAGGUCAGAGGGAAACAAAAUGCCGAAAGCUACAGACAGUCAUACGUACCUAAUUAUCUGCGGUAAUUCACAAAACAGUUGUUAACACAGGCAUCCUGACAUUGAUAAGCCAAUUUUAACAUAAUGUGUUAAAAAUCCUUUGCCUUGGUUCAGUGCACAAGAGAGAGCAUUGAACCUCUUGUAUUGUAAUUUAAGCAUGUUGCAAUUUCCCUUUGAAAUUCCUUUGCCCCAGGAAGGCAAUGCUAAAGUCACUUACAGAGACUGUGCUUACCCAUGACACCAAGCCAGAGUUUCUUCUUGGCUACAGAUCAUGGCUAAGGAACAGUGUUCGAAACUCCCAUUGUUCUAGGCGCUUUUUGUGACAGGGAAUUUCAUUAGCGCCAGCAGUUUCUGAGCUCUGGGCGCAAUACUGAGCCUAAGAUUUUGGAUUAAAACGGCAGAGUGGAAGGAAAGGGGGACCUUUUCCUGCCUCCCCACUUCCAGUUACUCUCUGAAGAGUGGAGAAGAGACUCGCUUAAUAAUAUUAGAGGGGUGAGCAGGGGAAGGACUUAGACCAUGUGAAAAACAAACAUAAUAUUUUAGCUGCAGUUCGUUCAUUUUCAGCUUUGCAUUCUUCUUAUAAAAAAGCGCCCCUAGACAUUCCGUUGUUGUGCCCAUAACCUAGGUUUAAGGUGCCGUUUAGCUCCCAGCUUUCAUAUUUCAGUUUCUAACACUGUUAAGGAAGAGAGACAACUUAACCAAGAUCUAUUGCUCAGACAACAUGCAAAGCCAGUCUUGGCUUAGUUACAGGUUCGAGUUAAAAAGACUAGGGUGGAGCAAAGUAUGUGUUAGCCCUUCUCCAGGAGCCAGGACAUUCACAUGGUCCUGGUAAGCCACCAUUUAGCUUCUUGUGAUGUGUGAACCAAGCCAAUAGCUUCUUGUGAGGUUGAAGUGUUUCCUCAUGGGAUUUGGAAUACAGUGGUACCUCUAGUUGCGUUCACCUCCGGUUUUGUAUCCUUCAGGAUACGUACAUGGCAAACCCAGAGUAUUUUUCUGGGUUUCGCUGUGCGCGCAUGCACAAAAGCGUUAAACCACGCCACAUGCAUGCGCAGAAGUGGCAGGUCCGAUUGCAAAUUCUUCGGGAUGCGGCCAGAGCUCCGGAACGGAUCCCGUUCGCAACCGGAGGUACCACUUUGUUGCUAUUUCUGGUGGCAGAUUUGUACCCAUUUAUGUAUUCUUGCAUAGAGACGGCCUUCCUUGUCCUGUGUAGAAUGCAAAAGGGCAUUGCUGGCGGAUGAUGGCAUAUAUCACACCGAGAAGAGGAACAGGUGACUGAAGCCCAGAUGUUGCAGAUUAAAUUGUUAGGCCCUGAAAUUUUUUUUAAAAAAGGUAUAGUGUUGCCGUAGUGGACAUGGGAACAGAGUUGCCAUCUGAAUCUGCCACAGGGGGCUGGGCCCUGUGUCCAAACCUCUGUUAUGGAGGGCCUGUUGUUGCUAGUGAGUAGUUGUGUUAGGGUUUGGGGUUGUUGUUUAUUUUGGCAGGGGGUGUUCUAUAAGAAGGAACAAGCCCUACCAUUCAAGGCCAGUGAGAGAGGGAAGCAUCGUUGUCCGAUGUGGGCUGUAGAUCAUUGAUGGUUGGAGUGGUUUCAGCUGGGAGCUAUAAAUGGCAGCAAGGAACGUUCUAUCAUUUUCUCUUCUUCUUCUGUUCUUUAGUACAUUAUUCCUCAGUACUAUUCCGCCCUUUGUUCUGCUAUGGCACUUUGUUGGGUUGAUAUUGUAGCCUGAGGAGUGUCUGACAUAAAUUCUUAAGAUGGGGUUCUGUCUUAAGUUCUCCGAGUUGUGAGCCUCUGUUUUAAAUUCCUAAGUUGUAAGUCUCAAUGGAUACAGUUGUGUUUCAAGGAUUGACUUAUAGGCAAUGGAUUUUGUGGUGUGUUCUGGGUAGAAGCUGGAAGCACAUAAAUACACAUUGUGGUCAGAUGGCUUCCUGUUGUGUCCAGAAAGUGAACCUUUUGCAUGGACUGGUCUAGGCUCAGGUUUACGAUGGGAUGAAAGUUAUUGAAGUCCUGGUGGAACUGAUCAAGUGUCUCUUGUCCACAAAUUCAGGUGAUAACAAUGCCACCUUAGAUGUAGGAGGCUUGUUAGGGACAGAAGCUAAGAAAGUUUUGCAAUUCAGCUAUGAAUGUGUUGGCGUCUGUGGAGCCACGUGACUGCCCAUGGCUGUGCCAUUAAUUUCUCCCCCAAACAUGUUCUCCCCCAAGCUGAUUGUUGGUGAGUACAGAGUUUGGUAUCUAGACGGGCUGAAGCUCCACAUCUAGCAGUAAUAUCCCUCAUAGAUUGUAGCCCAUCUUUGUGUGGGAUGUUGGUGUAAAGGGCCUCAAAUAUCCAUGGUAGCUAGUAUGGUGUUUUCUUGGAGAUUGUCCAUGAAUUGGUAGUUUCUUCAGAAAAUCAGUAGUAUCCCAUGUAUAACCUGGACUUCUGGUAGCAUCUGAACAGGGUCUGUCUAUCCAGACACUCCCAAUAGUACCCAUGCCUGAAACAAUAGCUGUCCAGGGCUGCCUGGUUUGUGCAUUUUGAGCAGUGGGUAGAUCAUAGAUUUGUAGAGUUGAAGGGGACCCCAAGGGUCAUCUAGUCCAACCCCUUGCAAUGCAGGAAUCUCAACUAAAGCAUCCAUGACAGAUGGCCGUCCAACCUCUGCUUAAAAACUUCCAAGGAAGGAGAGUCCACAACCUCCUGAGGGAGACUGUUCCACCAUUGAACAACUCUUACCAUCAGAAAGUUCUUCUUGAUGUUUAGUUGGAAUCUCCUUUCUUGUAACUUGAAGCCAUUGGUUCAAGCCCUACCCUCCAGAGCAGGGGAAAACAAGUGUGUUCCCUCUUUCAUGUGACAACCCUUGAGAUACUUGAAGAUGGUUAUCAUAUCUCUUCUCAGUUUCCUCUUUUCCAGGCUAAACAUACCCAGCUCCUUCAACCGCUCCUUAUAAGGCUUGGUUUCCAGAUCAUUUAUCAUCUUGGUUGCCCUCCUCUGCACACCUUCCAGCUUGUAAACACCCUUCUUCAAUUGUGGCGCCCAGAAUUGGACGCAGUGUUCCAAGUGUGGCCUCAUAAUACAAGUGUAAUCCCAAUAGCAUCUUGGAUUCCAAAUACGUUCACCCAGUUGAGCCAUGCAUCCUCCACUGGCCUCCAUUUUGUCACCGCAGCCAUUAAGCUUGCCAACCCAGGACACUUGACACUUUCCCCUGCAAUGACUCAGACCCUUGCACCUGGCCUAAUCCUAUCCCCUUACCCUGCAAAUCCGUAAACUGACCCUUGGGAGUGUUCAUAAAAGGUGGGGAGGUGGAUUUUUGUGGGAGAAGAAAGAAAAAGCAAUGUGCUUGGUUAGUGAAGCAGUAUCACUUUUUAGAUGGUGCGUUAAACCCCAUGCAACAAAGGGGUUCUGUAUUUGGUCUGGGAAUGAAAUUCAGGUACAUUUCUUUUCUUUGCAAAGCCUGGGAGGCGAAGUGAAGAUUUUGCCGAAUGCAGUUUUUGGAGUAUCCCAGCCCUUCAUAGCUAGUGUUGACUUUAAACAGAAAACACACAUGGCGUUUAAUCUGUAUGCAGUCACUAUAAAUAGCAGUGUCGCUGAAGGUGAAGAAUCAGCCUAAGAAGAAGGCCGCUCUGUUACUUGCUGGGGAGCCGAAGUGUGGGAAACGGGUAUAGUUUGCUUGAUGUUUUGCCGGCAUAUAAUUUAGAAGUCAUAUUUAGAAACUCAGCAACUCUGCUUUGGGGAAAGUUCGAAGUGCUCCACUACCCUUUCAGCUUGGCAUUUCAGUCAGCACAACAGCUGUGUACCAGAUGUUACGCUUUGUGAGAAAUAUAAUUUCCAUCCAAGCAUUUUGCCCUUGCAGCCGACAUGGAUACUGUGAGAAAGAAAAGCACGGGGAGAGUUAAGUGAUCUGACAGGCCCUCUAAGAGCUGCUUAUUUUCAAGUCCUUUGUUGCCAGCAUAUGACAUCAGUCAGAAUCAGCAAGGUUACCAGGGAAUAAUCUGGAAAAUACCUUUCAAAAUGGCCUCUGUUCCUUGAGCUGCUCUAAGUAAUUGUGCACUGCCUGAAAGAUUUGCUGGCUUGACUGAAACACUGCUUUUGGUUAAAGUGUAAAUGUACAGAAAAAUGGUACACAGCUGAUUGCGGGAAAGAGCUCUGGAGUUUUGAGGCUCAAUAUUUUUGAAAAGCACUAGUUCUGCACUUCAUUUUAAAAGCUUCUGGUGUUGGAGCAUAAAUCUGUGGUCAGUUUGUUAUUGCCUGUAUGAAGCAUUGGGUCAGAUUUCUGUGGAGAAGAGGGAGCUACCUGCCUGUAUUGUCUACCAUAACUUGAGAUACAUGUGCUUUUAAUCAGGAAUACGCACAACAAACCUUUGUGGAAAUGACAAAAUAAGAAAAAGCCAAUGUAUGUAAAUUUUAGUUUCAACACUUAAUUAAAAUUAUGGAGAAGACUGGAGAGGAAGCAUGACCACUGUAUUUCCACAAUUCCAAUUAUAUUUCUAAAACGUGAUGCUUUUAAAACGAACUGUCUUCCACUAAAAUAAAAUUAAGCACAUCAACUGCAAUUCUGCCUCCGGUUAGAUAUGCCUUGUUGACUUCUGAAUAGGCGUUACACAGAAGUAACAACCAUAUGCAAGGGGUGGUUGUUGUUGUUUUAACAAAGUUAUUAGCUUCCUCCCUUUUGUCAGAAGUAAGCUUGGCACUUUUAAAAAUGCCCUUUAUUGUGCUUCGAGUCACACUUGCUUCCUUAGGCUGGCUCCAGGAAAUAUGGUUUGUGUCUGUUUUUUGUCUGCGCUUCAGUUCUGUCCCGCAUCCUUUCAUGUCAAAAAUAGAUAGCGGAGAAUUAUCUCGCCCAGCCUGCCUGAUAUAUAUGUAGGCUAUCAGUGCUCAGCAGCAAAUUGUGUGUUCGGUGAUUGUAUGGUGUCCAUUGGAAUAUAACCCAAUCUAUACUUUCUCGUGCAAAGGUGCAGAAAUCACAGGUGCCAGUUCUGACAGAAGCCACAGUGGGACAGUCGCUUUGUCUGAGGGCCCCUAAGUAUUUUACUUCAGUUUAUUGGUCGACCGGAAAGGAUUUAGAAAACAAAGCAGACCCAAAAUAGGUUUCUAAUCUAACCAGGAUAUCAGUGUGGCCACGUUUUGUGGGGUGUUUUUAUGUGCUACAUUAGUCGUGCUUAAUGCUACUGAUGUGCUGUAGGUAUGUUUUGUCAUAUUUGCUGUAGCUGUAGCUAAGGAAGGGCUGUGGCUCAGUUGUGGAGGCAGGCAGCACUUUAUUCCAUCUUCUUCAUGUCUCCUUACCUGUUCAUGUCCACGUUAUUGUGUGACGCAAAAGCCACUUUUGGAAAUCUAGUGGAAUCUACCUGAAGUUUACGCUCAUUUCCAUGUUAGCGUCUCCUUAAAACAUCCAUUUGCAACAUUGCCAGCUCAGGAAAUUGCAGGAGUUUUGUGUUGACAAAAUUUGAAGCGGUAUAUCGGAAUACAGUUGUUUCCCACCAUUUAACAUUUAGCUCAACCUGUAAUAAGUUGAUUUAAAAACAAAACCCACAGUUCUGUAACACAAGAAGGUACUUGAAAUGGGAGUAAGAAGUGUUAGCCACCAGUUAAACCAGCACAGUAAUGUUAGUUACUUUGAAUUCAGGGCUAGUAGGACUUUGCCAGUACUGUACAUAUUAUUACUUCAGGGUUGCAGACUAGGUUGUCGUUACAGCUUAGCUACAUUUAUUAAACUUGCGUUAUUAGUAGUAUUGCUUUCCCAGCUUCCCCCAGUGCUAACUUGGGGGGUGGGGUGGGGUGGGGGAAGCAGCAGAAAAGACGGAUCUCUUGGAUCCAGUGCAAGAGAGUCAUUCAGCUUGUGAGUAAAUUCUACAUACAUUACAAAAAAAAGCACAACAAUUCCUACAUUAUAUGGAAAUCAACUGUAAUUGCUCCUCUUCAGCUGAAUGUUUGAGUGGUUAACAUAGUUUUUAAGUAACAGUAGAUCUGAUGAUAGCACUUUUCCACUUGAAGUACACAACACCCUGAAUAACAAAAUUAAAACAUGCCUGUGCACGUGCAGCUGCCACCCCAGCCCCUCUCUUUGUCCUCAAUCUGUUCCACAGCUGUGGGACCCCUGCUUCUUGGCAAAAAAAAUUAAAAAUACCCAACUUUAGCAUUUACCUGAAGUACUGCAAGACCUCCCGUUUUGGGCUGGGCCUUAGUUAUAUAUGCAAAUGGAGAUAGUUGGGACUUCAAUCUCUGUGAGUUUUGCCUUGGCUCGUUUGGUUUUCCGAUUUUAGUUUUAUUUGUUGUUUCUAAUUGCCACAAUCAAUUCUCAUCCUCCAGCAAACAGAUCCCUGGCUGCUUAUCUGUCAUGGAUGUGCCUUCCUCAAAUAUUGAUCGACAAAACCUUUGGCUAGUCAAAUUCAGUUUUGAACUGGAGGUCCAUUCAUUGUCCAUAUAGAUCUCUUUUAGGUAGAUAUUACUAAAAGGGACGCAGAUGGUGCUGUGGUCUAAACCACAGAGCCUAGGGCUUGCCAAUCAGAAGGUCGGCGGUUCAAAUCCCUGCGACAGGGUGAGCUCCCGUUGCUCGGUCCCUGCUCCUGCCAACCUAGCAGUUCGAAAGCACGUCAAAGUGCAAGUAGAUAAAUAGGUACUGCUCUGGUGGGAAGGUAAACGGUGUUUCCGUGCGCUGCUCUGGUUCGCCAGAAGUGGCUUAGUCAGGCUGGCCACAUGACCUGGAAGCUGUCUGCGGACAAACGCCAGCUCCCUUGGCCAGUAAAGCGAGAUGAGCGCCACAACCCCAGAGUCUUCUGCGACUGGACUUAAUGGUCAGGGGUCCCUUUACCUUUACCUUACUAAAAGGUAGCUAGGCAGAUCUUGGAAGUGAAAGAAAUAAGACUAGAGGAAAUAGAGAGCUACAAUCCUGUGUUUGUGUGGUGCUGGACAGACAGCAAAGUAUAAGACGUCGGCAGAUUCCACUUAUGUGAAGGAGAACAAAACUUGGCUCCACCAGAAUCUUGGCCUUCAAUCCUAAAUGUCGUCUGUUUCCUUUCCUUCUCUUGACAGAGGUGAAAGACUACGAGCCGCCGUUUGGUUCUAAAGUGCGAGAGCAUCCUUGUGUGGAAAGCAUGAAAGAUAACGUAUUGAGGGACAGGGGACGGCCAGAGAUUCCUAACUCAUGGCUGAACCAUCAGGUAAGAGAGCGGGUCCUUCUUGCCUGGCAUAUUGGCCUGUUUUUGGUGGCUCCAAUCCAACUGACGGGUGACAGGAUUGUCAGCAACAACUCUGUAUCUCCUGUUGAUACCCCCUCCUCCCACUUUGCAUUUCCUCAUUGAGCUUUACUGUCAACUACAUUAGAACGCAGGGCAUAUUUAGGCAACCUGUGACAACCAGGGGUAUCCAGUCAGUUUAGUGACUAGGUAUGUCAAAAUUACACUGUGAAUUGAUCUUUGGUAUUUGCUUAUUGUCUCUUAAGACUCUUGGUACUUUUUGCAAAGCUUCAAACCCCACAGGACUUUUUUGCGUGUGCUGUAGUAGCUCUUCCAUAUCCAUGUUCUUCCUCCGCAGUUGCAUUUUUGUGUAGGCACCCAUUAUUCAUAAAAUGAAAUUCCAAAAUGGAUUUUACAGAGCGUUCCUCCUCCUCCUCCUCCUGAAUGAAAUUUGCUGCACUACUGAUUUCAAGUUAAUGUUUUUAAUAUUUAACUUAGCUUGAAUGUCCUUAAUAUGAAAAUUACCAAGAAAAUUAAUAUUUUCAAUAUUGGCUGUGCUGUUGACAUUGGUCAACAUCAACCAUUAAAUUAUGCAGUUAAUGCAGAACGUUGUGAAGCUUUUUCUUCUUUUUUAAAGAAACCACAUGAAAAGAGGAUAGUAGAUUUCAUUCUAACCCGGUUCUAAUGUUGCUUAUCACAUCACCAAGGCAAGAACCAUUCUCUUUCUUGGUUUUUGCUUUUUGCUACAUCUUCCCUUCCAUUUAAAUAAAAGGCCAGAUAGCAUUGCCGUUCCUAUUAAUGAAUUAAUAUGUCUGAGCCAGAGGCAAGCAACUAUACAAGUGCUCGUGUCAUUAAGGCCAGCAGUACAUCCAGUCUUAACGAGGCUGGGAUUAACCCUUUGAUUAGAGGAUAAGGCCCCAACAGUGGGAUUCUCAUUCCGGAAUAAUUGUCUCACAUAUGGUGUAAGUUUAGUGCACCAUAAUUUCUUAAGCAUCACUAAGCCUUCUUUCAGCGCAGUAGCACCAAUACUGUGUGAGGAGAUUCUGCAUAAAUGUUCACCUCUUGCGAGUUGGUUGCCUUACGUUAGCUGAGUGCUUUGACGUUCAGGUGUUUUAAAAUGUGUUCACUGUUUUUGCUGCACAUUUCAGGGCAUCCAGAAGGUUUGCGAGACGCUUGUCGAGUGCUGGGACCACGACCCUGAGGCGCGUCUCACUGCGCAGUGCGUAGCUGAGCGGUUCAAUGAUUUUGAGUACCAGGACACGCUCUCCGGAAGAAGCAGUUCGGAAGAAAAGAUCCCCGAAGAGAGCUCUGUGAACAGUGCCAAGUAACAGCCUGCUACAAGACAAAACUUCCACGAAACCAAAGAGAGAGAGAAAGAGAGAGGGGCUGCUCUUGUGUUCCAUGUGCACAAGAGUGGAACAGGAAGAGGCGAUUAGUCUCGGAUGCACUUCCUGUGUCACUGAGGUUCCUGCCUCUCCCUCCAUCCCGCAGCUCCAAAGAGGGCAAAGUGGCGUCCUUCGCCGUGCCAUAGGAGGAACGACGCCGUUGCUUCCUGAGAACAUGAGACUGAACAAAAUGCCAAGAAUGUUUGCACUUUAUCGAUGCCUGUAGAUAACUAUCAAAGAGCAACUUUAUGUAUGUAUGUAGAUAGAGAUAUAGAGGUAUGUAUAAAAACACACACACACUCGACAAAUCUCUGCAAAGGGUCUUCCAGGAAACUUAAGUAUAGAUAGGAAAAUCCUACCAGGAAUCGUAUGUAGGACGCUUGCUGUGAUGCUGGCAGAAAAAGUGCCUUAUUCAUCCCACCGGAGCCUUAAAAACAAUAUUUCUGCAGUUGAAAGGGGGGGAGGAGGAUUUGGACCAUAUUAGUGCCUCUUUUAACAUGUAACUAUGCAAUGGUUGUUCAGCUGGUUCUUGUAUGUUUAUGAUGCGUUGAUUCAGUGGAUCUUACUGGUCUGAUUCUUCUCCUCCUCUUCCCCCACCCUUCUGCUUGAAUUUGGAAAGUUGUCCCCACCCACUCAACUUUCAUGCCUGCGCAAAAGAUCAUUAAUUCCUCUGCCCGUCCCUUUCUUUGAACUUUGCCGUUCCCGUUAGCAGCCUGCUUUGGGGAGAGGGCAGGUUCCCCGGCCCCUCCCCAGCCUCGCUCUCUGAAAUCAGGCAGGGCCCAAUUAUAAUCGAAACAGAUGUUUUGCAUUUGCCGUGCCUUCUGACACAAAGUAGACUGCUCCCCUCCCUCCUUUUCUGGGAUCGGUAACAUCAUGUCUCGUUUCUUGAGCCCUUAAGUUCACAUUUGAUUUCGUGCCCGGCGUAAAAGGAGGAACAGGACGUGGACUCCUUUCCCCGAGUGUCUGCGAUGCCGUGGAAAAAGAUUUGCCCCGCUCUGGAGACAUGCAGUGCUUUCGGUCCCCCUUAACUUGCCAUUGUGAGCAACCCCUGCCUGCAGUCAUCCAGAACUCUGGCAAAUAAGAGCACAUUCCUAAACUGAUCCCCACAGGCAUGACUUACAUUCUUUUAGUCUUCCAAAAUAUUUAGCUUUUGGAGCUGGCCUCACCAGGAAUUUUUAAAUGACGGAAUUUUGACCGUCAGUAUUUUCAUACGAGAUCAUUGGAGCUGCUCAAAUUGUGUGGCUCGUCGUGGUUUCGCAGUCGGCUUCAGGCACCUUCUGUGCCUUGGUGUUGUUUUCUAACAGAAAUUUGCCCCAGAAACAAAAGGUAUAUUUCAAGUGCAAUGCUUUUAUCAUACAGGUCACAGAUACAUUUCUUUUUCCUCUCUAGGAACUUUGUGUAUCCAAUAAUAGGGAAAUUGGGGGGUGGGGGAGAGAGAAGUAUAUUCACAUAGGAAUUAUAAAUUUAUGGGGGAAAAUAUUUAUUUUUAAAAGCUUUUUGCAUCUGCUUUUAUAUUAAUUUUUAAAGAAAUAUUUAAGCAUUAAGUGGGGCAGGAGCUCAAUAAUUAAAACGGAGUCGAGGUUUAAUAGCAACAGGCUAUGUACUGAACUGUGGAGCUACUGGAAAGACGGGUUUAUACUGGGAUCAUGUUCCUAAGCAGAUCUGGAGUGAAGUGACCUCUAGUGGGGUUUCCCACUGAAAAACUGCUACGCUAGGAAAGGAAAAGGAGGAGCUUUGCCCCACAAACCGGAAAGUUAGGGUGCCACCUGCAUUACAGAUCUAAACCACUAGUUUCAGAACUGCCAUAACUUUCAGGCCUUCCUCCAUAACCACAACUCUGGCUUGGAGUAAGUUCCCAGAGUUCCUGAACUGAAAAUGGUGGAAGCUUACUUUGAGAUGGUUUCAGAAGAAGGUUAGACAAACAGAGAUAAAAGGCUGUGAACAGCCUACCAGUCCUCAUGGCUGUAGGCUAGUUCCCAGGUUCAGAGGCAAGCUUGUCCCAGAACGUCACUUGCUGAGACAAGGCUCAAACUGAUUCAGUACUGGUUUAAAUUGGCAGCGUAGACUUGCCCCUGGGUCUCCGCUGUGUGCGUUGUGCCUGAUAUUUAUCACGCAGCAGCAAACACAAAGAGAGGGCCCAGUAGCUCCUGGCAACUCUUUUAACUUUCUUUUGUACUAUUUACAUGUAAAGGGAUUUAUUUUUCCCCCCAUUCUUCCACGGAACGCUUUCACUGUAUGAAAACAGGAAUGUGAACGUAUAUAACCUUGUUUAUUCGAGCGUCUCGAGCACUUACCGUAUUUUUGUAUAAAUAAAAUGUUUUAGAUUAAAUGAA
This is a messenger RNA of Podarcis lilfordi (Lilford's wall lizard), 74806 nucleotides long. The record is from the annotation of a GenBank genome assembly. Lineage: Eukaryota; Metazoa; Chordata; Lepidosauria; Squamata; Lacertidae.